AUGCCAAACCCAGAUUUGGAGAUUGCAGUACAGCAGAGCCUGCAGCCUCUUAUUGCAACACCCAGAGACUCCUGUACUUUCAGUUUGCUGUGCAGGACAGGGCGGAGGCUGCAAAUCAUGCAAGGAAGUGACGAAUCUCUGGAGUUAGACAACACACAAAACAACUUUUUAUGGUCUGUGCAGGGGAGCUCAUCCCAGGACUCUGCAAGAAGCCCCUGGUGUGGAGUGGAUUGUGUGCAGCACCCUAAUUCUCACUUACAGUCUCUCCAUGUGAAAUCCCCUCUUUGGAUCUUUAACCUCAUCCCCUGCUCUGGCUGCCCCCCAUCUAAAGUGUCUGGUUCAGCUCCUGGGGUGUUCCCAAUUGACAGAGGCAGCUGGUCUAAGAGGAGCUCAGUUUAACAGGAUCCUGGGAGUGCUUCCUGCCGUUUCACAAGCAAUACAUACAGACAGAUACAUGGUGUUCUAGGAUUAGAACGUUCUGAGAAAGGUCAGUAUCUCUCUAUAAAUCCUGUAUACAGUGCUUUGUAAUGUGUCACAGGGAUUCAGUCCUUUGGGGUAUGGCUUGUGUGGAGGUUCUGUCUUAUUUGUUUAACUUUAGAAUGUUUCACAGUCAGGAAUUCAAACUCAUUUGUUUUCUUUCAGGUUUUAGGCCAAAGUAGCCAAACUGGAAAAAUCUCCAGUGUUCUGAAUUCAACUACUUUAGCCUAAGGUGUGAAAUCUACAUUAAAUUCACAGCAAUGCAUAGUUAAGUAAAUAACCCUGACAGGAUUUUUAUUUGAACCCUGUGAAUAGUGAAUGAAACUCUGAAAAUUUGAGCAGAAUUGAGAGUAAUCAAUUCUGGUUGAGCAAAUCUGGUUAUAUUCUCAAACUAGGCAAUGUCAACAAAAAAUAAAAUUUGGAUAGAAUUUUGCCUUUAAGAUUUAAAUUUGCAAAUUUUUUGGAGUUUAUUGAAUAACCCUGAUUGAUACCCUUUAGGCAGCAUUACAUUUACCAGACCCACCAUGUGUACCUGGAUACACAUCACUUCAACAUGCUGAUAGACUGAGCAUGAAAUAUGCUUCCCUGCUGUUUGUGUUACUCAUAUAGUGCAGAAAGAAAAUCGGGGCAAGUACCAUAACCACUACAUCCUGGUUAUGGUGCCAGGAGUCCCUUAGCGCAUGUCCCAUGAUAAAGAGCCAAGCAGUAUUUAAAUGUUUUAAACAGCAUGCUGUACUGGUUACGGUGCUUACAAUGCUCAUUUUAGAAGCUGUUUUGAUAUUUACCUUCGUCCGCAAAUAAAUUAUACAAAUUGCUGUGCAGCCCAUUUCGUGUUGUGUACAUCAGCUUGGCGCAGUUGCUUACAAUGCUCAUUUUAGAAGCUGUUUUGAUAUUUACCUUCGUCCGCAUAUAAAUUAUACAAAUUGCUGCGCAGCCCAUUUCGUGUUCUGUACAUCAGCCUGCGCAGUUAUACGUGGUCAAGGGAAUCUGUUUAGCAACCCAGGCCUCAUGCACAGCCUUAUGGGUUUGUUGACUUAACAGUGAAAUUAUGGUGGUUUGAAAUCUGAAUUGCAAAAUUUAGGCCAAAAUGGUUGCAUCAGAGAAACGUUGGCCUGAAUUCUUAACUAAACUGUGAAUUGCAGAGAAUUGACAAGCGCGUUGCACAUUUUAGGCGAUAUUUGCUGAAUCCGAGAGUAAGCGCUGCGGAAUUAGUUGGUCCUAUAUAAAUGCUAAAAACUUCUCAAAUGCAGUUACUUUUCUCCCUUAAUAUGUUUGUCUAAAAUGUGCUAUUCUCAUGUCAAUUAACAGCUUUCCUUCCCCGCACCCUGAGUCCUCCCCUGCAACUGUCAUCCAAAAAAAAACACACUAAGCCCUUAAUGAUUACUUUUCUCACAACCUUUGUUUCUACCCCUACCUUUACCUUUUGUGUCACUAGACCCCACUCCCUCUAGCAUGUAAGCUCAUUGAGCAGGGCCCUCAGUCCCUAUGUUCCUGUGCGUCAAAUUUGUCUAGUUACAAUUACGUGUCUGUUAGUCCACCCAUUGUACAGAGCUGCAGCAUUUGUUGGCGCUAUAUAAAUAAUCAUAAUGAGCAAUUUUCGAUUCAGUGAGUGAACUCCACAACCAAUUUUGUACUCAUCCACUGUAGCUGGUGUAGCACAAUUCUUACAUUAGGUUGUGCUAUCACGGUUUGGUAUCAUGAAGAUGCAGUUCUUAAUAUUGCCCAAAAGAUAGAGCUCAGUUAACUCCUUGUAAAAGGAUGAAGUGGAUAGGCGUAAACAUAAAGUUUAUAGAGUGUAUUAGCUGGGGCAGUGAGACUUGUUUAGGUAUUUUACCUGUGCAAACACAAAAUGUUGGGGUAACUUAAUGCAUUAUUAAUGUAUUCACUAUACAGUAAGGUAGAUCCAUAAUACACAAUACUUAGGCCAAAACAGCUAUAUUUCUUUUGCAAAUUCAGUUAUCAGCUCAUGUUUGUGUACUUAACCCUUAAGGACCAAACUUCUGGAAUAAAAGGGAAUCAUGACAUGUCACACAUGUUGUGUCCUUAAGGGGUUUUAAAGGGGUAGUCUAGGUAUUGUAAACGUUACAGCCCACUAUAGUUGUCAUUUCUGGAGCCCCAGUCCCUGCAGCUGUCACACGUUAAGUAGUCAAACAGGUUGCAUAUGUGUGGGUCCCCAGGGCACCUUCAAUCUCGGUUAAUGAGUUUCAUCCAAAUAGGGACAAAAUUGAUAUAACUAAUGCAGAAGGGGAAUUUUUCACUUUACAGCUAUCCGAAACGGUUUGACUACUUACUGUGGCAUGCCACCAGGGUACUAUAACUACUACAAUGGGCUGUAGUGCGUAUGAUGCCUGUUAAAGGUGGAAUUCUAAUGACCACAACCACUGCAUAUUAUUUCAGUGGUUAAAUGCAGGGAGCCAUUUUUAAACAGCAUGGCAAGUACUAGGGUUCUCCCAGGGAUGGGAUGGAAUUUUCAAUGUAGAAAAAAAAAUUACAUUCCUACGGGUAGUACUGCUCUGCAGUAUGAAGCAUUCAACGCUGAACUAAGUUAAUUUAUCAAGGAAAGACUUAAGAGAGCACUUUGGUUCAUUUCCUUCCUACGGGAUGUGAAUGCUACAUGCUGGUUAUCAAGCAUACAAUGUGAAUACUCCACAAUAGCAGUGUAUGUAGUAAUGCAAUGCUAGCAUACUUCACACCAAUAUUGUGCUUUCUUACAGGCAUGCCCGUAUAUUUGAGUAGAAUGCAGUGGCAAUCCAUACAAGGUGAUUGUAGCUCACAGUUCCACCGAGUAUUGUAGAAUUUAAAGAACACUCUUUGUUUAGUAGAAAUGCUUUUGUAGGGGUGGAUUUUCUUAUUUGUUUUUUAGUUGGCUACAGCUUUUAAGGUUCACUACAAUUCACUGUGGUGGUUAUGUUGCCUAGAGUCCCCUGGCAGCAACUCCCGGUUAGAUGUCAAACUGUUUAGGAACGUUUUAAAGUAAUUCAUAGAUUUUCUUGGAGCCCGAGGUAAUGCCUCAAGCACAUUGAUAACGGGUAAUUAACACUUCCUCUUUACCAGAGUCCAUUUUGUUCAUUUUUUUUAUGGGGAUUGGUUUAGAAUGAUGCGGAUGGCUUAGUUUAGGGCUCUCAAUCCGUCAAUAUCCUCAUGCAGUUUGUGUGCAAUUAACGUAGAUAUGGAUGCGGACCUGUAAAUGUUUAGACUAUCAUGCAGCCAAUAGGGGGGGUGCCUGGGAAGAUGACCUUUUAAUUUCAAACCAUCAAUAAAUCAGGGGACUCUAGGCAAUUUAACCAAUACAACCUGCUUCAAUGUGCGUGUUGUUUCGAGUGCCCCUUUUUGGUGAAUAAAUAAAUUGUGAUUCAUGGUUUCCGUAGAGGUCAUUUUUGUGAUAAAGCUCCUAUCCUAGGGCUUACUUAGACAGUUGCAUUCUGCUCGCCUUUCCAAUUACUGAUAUUCUUUGGUAGAAGUGAAUUGGAAUGAUCUGCUUUCGGCAACUUUGUCACUUUCACUUUUCAGUCCGUACAUAGUGUAGGAUUUGCAUGUGCAAGUUGGUGGAUGGUUAAAAAGUUACUCCUCAUACAGCUUUUGUAACCUUUGUCUUUAGUGCCCUUUGAUAACCAUUGCACAUGAUCUAGAUGACAUCAGCACUCAAAAAUGGAACGUAAAGGGACACUAUAGUCACCAGAACAACUACAGCUUAUUGUACGGUAUACAGCUUAUUGUAUUUGUUCUGGUGAGUAGAAUUGUUCCCUUCAGGACUUUUGCAGUAAUCGUUGUCUUUUCACAGAAACUGCAGUGUUUAAAUCUCAGCCUAUGGGAUACCUUCACUGGCCACUCAGAUGUCUAAUAGAGGUGCUUCCUGGGACACUUUCCUCAUAGAGGUGCAUUGAUUCAGUGCAACUCUAUGAGGCGAUGCUGAUUGGCCAAGGCUGUGUUUGGCUUGUGCUGGCUCUGCCCCUACUCUGCUUCCUUGACAAUCUCAGCCAGUCCAAUGUUUUCCUAUGGGAAACUUCUGAUGAUGCCAGCCAUAUACCCAGAUCAGGGGCAGAGCCAGCAACAGCAGACUGGAAUAAAAUUAUGAUUUUACUAUAUUUAGCGGGGGUAGAUGGUGUUUUUAACACUAUAUAGAGUCAGGAGUACACUUUUGUGUUUCUGACCCUAUAGUGUUCCUUUAAAUGUUAACGCACAUUUUACUGCAUUGUAAAGAGAGUGCAUUAGUGUAAUUGUAAAUGAAAUUUUAAACAAUGCUUAUCAAUUCUGUUUAUCUAAAUUCCAAGAAUUUGCUCUUUCUCCCAUGAUCUCUGCUAAAACUGCGGACUGGCAGAGAUCACUCAGCCAAUCUAUGGUUUCCCAAUGAAUUCUGUCAGGGUGCCAGGUCCCCCUAGUUUUAACCCUGCAGCUGAAAACAUAGCAGUUUCAGAGAAACUGCUAUGUUUCCCUGAGGGUUAAUCCAGCCUCUAGUGGCUGUCUCCUUGACAGCACCUAGAGGCCGCUUCCUCACGGACCUCCAGCGUAAAAAAAAGAUCCCCAUAGGAAAGUAUUGAGUAAUGCUUUACUAUGGGCAGUUUUGAAUGUUCACGUGCACCUCUGGCCGCGCAUGUGCAUUCGGCUCCACUCAGGAGCUGACGUCGAUGGAGUAGGAGAGGUCACAGUGCCGAGGGAGCCCGGCGCUGGAUUAAGGUAAGCAAAUAAAUGGUUAACGAUUUAUUCGCUGUGGAACAGGGCCCUAGUCACUGUUUAGGUGACUAGGGCUCUAUAGCGUUUGGAAUACAAACACUAUAGCGUCAGGAAUACAGUCCUGUAUUCCUAACGCAGUAGUGUCCCUGCCCCUACAAAAAAAUAACAAUUAAUUAAUGAUUUCCGUAUAUACUUUUCUGCUCACCUCCCUGCCUCUGGUAUACAGCCACUAAGGGCAGACUUAGAGUUGUUUAACAUAGCAGCACUCCGUGCAUAAGGGACACUGCACCCAGACCACUUCAUUGAGCUGAAGUGGUUUGGGUGCCUACAGUGUCCCUUCAACAUCCACGCUUCUCCAGAGAAAAACAUUGUAAUCAAUUCAUUCCUAUGAAUGCCUCGUUUAUGCUCGUCAGACAGUCUCAGCCAACACAAAGGCACACGUCUAGACAUAACCAAUACAGCUUGUUUAAUCUUGAAAUACCCUACUUAAAAAUGUGCAGUUAUUUUAUAUGCCUCAUCUUAUCAUGCUUUGUCUUUUAGCGCACUUGCUACUGCUGUUGGGGCACAGCAAGACUGCCUAGUUACUCAUGCACAAGAAAAAUAAAGAAUGGAAAAGAAAAGAUUUUGAAAUUAUUUUGGGAAACAAAGGUGUGUGUUUUAUUGCAAUCUGGGCUAGGUGUGCAUUAACGCUACUCAUUCUGCAGAUGACGUCAACUAUUUCCUGGUUGUAAAAAGCAAGUGAUAGAACAGCCUGGUUAACAUGGCGCCAACCAUUUUACCCAAGAGGAAUGACUUAGAGGCAGUCUAGGCGUACUUGCCUCUUACACACUGUGCUGAAAACGCAAUAGUUGCCAUUGAAUGUCAGACCCUCAGGGUCUGCAAAUAGUAGGAAGUGGCUAGCAGUACAGUAGGUGUUUGUGAUAUGUUUAGUUGAACUGUAUUGAAAAUUAAAACCCUGAAUGGAAGUUCUCUGCAAGAUAAUAGCUUUUACUAGUAGUUCCGUUGAUGUUUCUCCAUGAAUUAAGCUGUAUACAUAUUGCUGCUGUGAUGUCAUAGUGUAGCGUAAUAGUUUUUUUGAAAGUCUUUGGCUAGGAAGAUCGAUCAGAGCCAUGACCUUACGUGGUUAUGGUGCUUGGAGUACAUUUCCACCAUAGUAACAAUUUAUUGAAAUUACUUUGGUAUUUAAAUUCUAAUUUAUAACUGUAUUCUGCUUUAUUAUGACAGCAUUAUUUUAAUUGCAGGUACUCGGCAGGCUCAUAGAUGAACAUUCUAACAUUAAAAAAAAUGUUAUGUCAAUUAAAAUGCAGCACUGGAAAAAAAUGAUCAGUUGUUUCUCACCACCUUGACUGUGCAGAAAUAUCACAAGAGAAUACCCUCUCUGUGCAAAAUAUUACCACAAUUGCAUUUUCGUUUGGUGUGAUUAAUUCCAGCCUGUUUGCAUGUGACCGGCGGUGGUUCUAUAGGUUUUAUCAAAGAUUUAAACUGUCUGAGAAAAGAAUCUGGUCAGUUUUAUUAACUUGGUGCAACAAAAUUCUACUUCCAGGGUCCUUUCAUUUGUGGAUCUGGCCAGGAACCCCCAAAAAAAGGGGUUCAAGUUCUCCCCGCAACCUUUUCUUCUUCCAUUACUGGGGGGGGGGAUGGAGGAACAUUUGAGAGUACAGGCUGAGGGGAGAACCUUGGCUGGGCAAUGGGGGCAUGUCGCUAUUGGCUGUCUGUCACCAGCAUGCUGUGUCUUCUGACGGAAACAGAACUGACAUUGUUCUGGGCAAGCUAAUGACGCCCUGGUGACGCUGCCGGAGACAUAUGUGCAUGUGCCGUGUAUCAUAGUAAAAUGUGUGUAUUUGCACAAAAAUAAAAGGAUUUAAAAGUGAUAAUCUUUUUAUGUUUUUUUUUUUUUUUUUAUCUUACAUGAUGUUGCAUUGGAUGUUUAUGCACAUUUUCAUGCUUUACCUGUAUAAAAUGUUUAAAAACAUCAAAAUGCUCCUUUUUUUUUUUUAAUGUUUUUUUUUUUAAAAUACACUUUUAAAAGGCACCCCAAGUACAAUAACAAACAAUGUUUCUUGCAAGGAUUAUGGUGCAAAGAGAUAUCCAGUCGAAUUCUUAAAAUCAUUUCCCAGCAAUUAUGAUGUGCUAAACUAGCUACAAUCAAGUUAUAAUACUUAACCCAGUCAUUUUCUUAUCAUUGGGAAUAUUCCACAUACAUCUGGAAAAAAAAAAUACACAAACUAUAUAGUGCACGGUGUCUGUGCUAAAGAGUGUAAAGUGGUUAAAUACAUCUGUUUACAAUGGUGCUCACAUAUACCAGAGCCCCUGCCUGACUCUCAGUUUAAAGGGACACUCCAGUGCCAGGAGAACAAACCGUUUUCCUGGCACUGCAGGUCCCCUCUCCCUCCCACCCCCCAUCCCAUGUUGCUGAAGGGGUGAAAACCCUUCAGUGACUUACCUGUAUCUAGCGUCGAUGUCCCUCGACGGUGGUUUAGGCUCCGCCCACGCGGCUGCCGGCAGGAUAAGACCUAAUGCACAUGCACAGCAAUGCCGCGCACGCGCAUUAGACCUCCCUACAGGAGAGCAUUGAAAAUGCUCUAAAUGCUUUCCUAUGGGGAUUUUAGCUCCAAUGGGCAGAAGUGGUCUGGGUGCCUGGACUGUCCCUUUAAAUAUCUCUGAUAUGAGAGGGAACGCUUCUAACAGACCAUAUUAUAAGACCAGAAAACCCCAGUAGUGUAAUGUCAAUAAUAUUUAUUUAAUUCAAAGACUCUUAAAGCUCUUGCUGUGAAAAAAACAAAUUAAAAAACAAAACAAAACAGUGAGUUAUCUCUUGAGAAGCUGAUACAGCACGGUUGUAUGAAAUCAAUUCCGGCCCUUUCUUCUCUCUUCCAGCAUCGAUCCCUGAUCUGCCGUUCCUGAUGUGCAUAGUGCAGCGUUUCAACCCUGCUCCUGGGCUUCAUCCCACUUUACCCUUUCUAUGCCUGUCUGCAAAUAGUAUAGUGUGUUUUUAAAUUUUUUUUUUAUUUAUUGGCAAUUCACAAAAAUCUGUACUUUUGAGUCCUCCCCCCAAUAUAUCACCGGACUGGUCAAGCGCUUGUAUGUGAUAUGCAUUAGAAAUAGUUUAUGGCAUUCCUGCUAUAGUUUAUAGUGUCCCUUUAGUGUGAAGGCUUUCUGUUGGCACUCCAGCUGUUGCAGACUUGAUUUCACUUAAUGCUAGGCCAGCUGUUAUUUUAUUUAUACAGCACUCCUGUAUUUGUUUUUUCAUCGAACUUGUUAUUGUACGGCAAGGGCGCUUUUACACGAGAAAUUCCAUUUGCAUGUUGUGUGAGGUAUAUAUUGCAGGGUUAAAAAAUAUCAUUAUCUCAACUACAGGUUUUUAAAAAAAAUUAUUUAAAGGCCUGCCCGGCAGCAUUCCACGUUUUAUGAAAGUAAAAUUUCAGAAGCAGGAUGUCACGCUGGGGGGAACUCAGACCACCGCUGGAGACAACUUUGGGGUUAAACUUCUCGAUAACUGUUUAACUCCUUGAGGUAAAAGUGCCACCAGGGGCCUCCUGGCACCAUAACUACUUCAUUUUUUGUUACUGGGCAAUGUUCAAGCCCGGUGUUUUGUAAGCCAAUUCUUUCAUCUGAAAAAUUGCAGAAGUAAAGAAUUCUAAGAAUUAAUAUUUUUUUUGUUGUUUUGUUUUUGUUUCUAAAAAAGAAAGAAUCACAUGUAUUUAACAUUUUUUCCCCUUGAAUUGUGAUUUUAAAUAAAUUGAAGACUAUGAACUAAACAGAAUUGUAAUUAAUUAAAACCUAAAAUUUAGACAGAAGGUGCUGAUGUGAUACAAUUCUGUAACUCUUCUACAAUUACAACUUAAUUUUGCAAUAUGCCACUGUGUUUGCAAAAAAGCUCCUGUUUCAUUAACUCUUUACAUAUUAGCGGUGUUGCUUGCCCCUGCUAACACUCACACACAGGGUUAAAGUAUUUCCUAAUUAGUUUAAUAUCACAAUAUAAUUUCCUAGUCUUGCAUCAGCAAUGCACAGCAGAUCUGCUGAUGUCCUGUGUUCGAGGAAGCUUCUGUAAUACUGCUUAUGAAUCAAGUGAAGAUAUGCCUAACCAGAUUGUUACUGCAUUACUCAAGGGAUAUCUAUGGGUUAAUCUUAGAAAAGAUUAGGUGGACACCCAGUGAUAUAAAUCUCACAGAUGUGUAGCCCUGUUGCAGUAUGUAAUUAGAGUUGCUUUGCAUAGCGUGGCAUUGGUAGAUUCGGUGUCGAUUGCUCAGAUUAUAAUCCAGUGCUUUUAUGGGACAGCUAUUUGGCACUUCAAAGAGCUCAACCCAAGGGCAGACUGGUGUCACACUGUACAUUUAUUUUUGUAUGUUUUUUUUUUUUGUAUUUUUUUUUUUUUCUAUAACACGUUUCCAGUGUAGAGUAUUUAAUAAAAUGUUGUUAAAUAUAAGAGAACAGCUCACGGAGUUAAAUUUACUAUUAAAAAAGGGGGUUAAGAAGCAAAUGGCUUGUAUUGUAUAACCAUUAGUUUUUAUAAAAAUGUACUGACCACGAUUCCAUGACCGAUUUAUCAGCCUUUUUUUUUGACAUUCUUUAUUUGUAUGUAGUAAGGUUACAAGACAGGUCAAAUCAUAUCAAAAGACACGGUAUAACAGGUUUUGUAAGGCCCCUAAACCUUAUGGCCAACAAUAUUUGUAGGGUUUUAUUCCUAGGUUUCCCCCUCUCUCCCUCCCCGCCGUAUUAGCUCCCUUCCCCCCACCAACCCCCCCCAUCCCCACCAGUCUUGAUCCGGCCUCAUUUCUCCGUUUCUUAGGCCUAGUGAUCUUAGUAGACUUAUGUUGGACCUGCCUUUUAGAGGGGAACACCAUUCCCCGACCAACCCCGAGCCUAUUUGCCUUAUAGAGUGGGGUCCGCCGGGACCGCUGUGGUUUGCCUUUCGUCCGGCGUUUAGCAAGUGUUCCACCAUGUGCGUGGGCAUACAUUGUAGUUGGCGAGGUGCAGGACCUUGUUUGGCUUGGUGGGAGUAAAGCUCCUCUGGCUCGCGCAGGGGGUGGUGGUCCCCUUGGGUCCAGAUGCGGUCCCCGCGAGCCCCCCCUCGGUGGAAUUCUGUGUCGUUCGGGUGUAAUGCCCGAGGUCCGGCACCCCCCCCCUUCCGAUGAGUUGUUAAUUUAACCGUGGCCGGGCUGUCUCCGGCCUGCCUGCUAUCUGUGGCUGUCAUGUGUUAACUCCAGUCAAGGUCCCCUUUCCUCCCCUGUCGGUCACCUUUGCUUCGUCAUUGAGGCAUGUGGAGAAAGAGAGAGAAAGAGUUAGAGAGAGUGAGAGAAAAAGAGGAAGAAGAGAGGAGGGAGAAAAAAAAAAAAAGGAAGAAGGAGGGGGGGGAAGGGAGGGGGUCCCGCGCGGCCGCAAUCCAGCCUCCUCCCACGCUACUCCGCCUCCUCAUCUGGCCUCAGACGGUCCGCCCUCGGCCGCCCCCACCUCCGGUCCGAGCUGUAGGAGAUCCACGGUGUCCACAGGCGAGUGCAGCGGUCUUGCGUGCCCCUGAGUUCUGCCGUAAGAAUUUCCAUGUUAUAAAGUUCAUCGACUUUUUCUAUCCACUGAGUAAUGUUUGGGACAACUGGCGAUUUCCAUCUGGCGGGGAUGAGGCUUUUGGCUGCGUUGAGAAAGUGUCUGAUAAGGGUUUUCUUGUAACGCCCCAGAGGUAUCUGAGUGUGGUUUAAGAGCAUAGGGAGGGGCUCCAUGGGGAUGUCCUCCCCCAGGAUGUCUACCACUUUGUCAUGGAUCUGUUGCCAGAAGGGGGCUAUCCGAGGGCAAGACCACCACAGGUGUAAUGCCGUCCCUUCGGCGAUGUCACAUCUCCAACACUUGUUGUCGGGGGUGACCCCCAUGGCAUGGAGUCGUGCGGGGGUCCGGUACCAGUGCGUCAAUAGUUUAUAAUUAAGUUCCUGCAUUUUAGAACUAAGUAUCCCCUGGUGGGACAGGACGUGUAUUUGCUCCCAUUGUGGUUCCGUUAAGGUGACACCUGUGGCUUGUUCCCACUUUGAGUGGAAGUGUGCCGGGGGACCCGCAUCGGCACCCAGGAGCAUGGCAUAUAGGGUCGAUAUCCCGCGUGUCGGGUGCGAUCCCCCUUCACAUAGCGUUUCAAAGUGUGUGAGGUCUCGGUGGAUCAGGUGUUUCCCCUGAAGUGUGGCAUAGUACCGGCGUAUCUGGUGGUACCUAAAUCGUAAGAUCCCUGUCUCCCUACUCUGGCCCAGCAUGUCUUCCAGCGGCCUUAGGGCUUUAUUAGCACACCAUGCCCGAAGGUAUUGUUUCGUCCCCUCCCCCAGUCCCUCCAUAUCCCCCUGUGUCAGGCCUCCUGCCAGGUCUGGGUUGUGUAUCACAGGUGUCAGGGGGGCCGGGUUCGUGGUGAGCUGCAGCUUGAAUCGGAUGGUUGUCCAUGUUCUCAGUGUCGCGCCUAUGAAUGGGUGGUUCCGCAGGAAACCAUCGCAUGUCGGGUUUUGUAUCCAUACCAUCGAUGGAAUACGCCCCCUGGCCUGAAGCCGCUCCAUAUGGACCCAUUGUUUGUCCGAGUCCAGGACAUGCCAUUCUAUAAUUCGUAAGAGGUGUGUCGCCUGGUAGUAACCGAGUAGGGACGGUAGGGCUGUUCCACCCCGAUGUCUCGGGAGUAUCAGUUGUGUCUUUCUUACCCUCGGCGGUCCCUUCGCCCAGACGAAUCGCAGUAUAGCCGAGCCCAAGGUGUUGAAGUAUGUUCGCGGGAUCGUGAUCGGAAUGGCCUGGAAAAGAUACAGCAAGCGUGGCAACAGAUUCAUCUUUAUUGUGUUGAUCCUCCCAAACCACGACACGCAUAGGCGUCCCCAUCUGAGCAAGUCCGCACGGAGCGUUUGGAGAAUAGGGAGAAAGUUUUCUUGAUAGAGUUUCGUCAGGUCUCUAGUUAACCAGAUCCCGAGAUAUUUUAUGCGCUGGUGGCACCAUUUAAAGGGGAACUCUCCUGUCAGCCGUUCGACCAACUCGGGGGGUAUAGAGAUGGGGAGGGCCUCUGACUUGUCCGCGUUCAAUUUGAAGUUAGAGAUCCGUCCGAACCGCUCAAAGGCCGCCAACAGGUUGGGCAAGGUGAUCAAGGGGUUGCUCACGAAGAAAAGGAGGUCGUCCGCGUAGGCCGCCACCUUGUGCGUGCCGUCCCCCAGGGUGACCCCCGCAAUGCCCCCGUCCCGUCUGACCGCCUCAAGAAAUGGCUCCAGAGAGAGGGCAAACAGGAGGGGGGAAAGCGGACAUCCCUGGCGCGUCCCGUUACGUAUCCGAAUCGGUGUGGACAGGACCCCAUUAAUGCGUAGUUGAGCAGUCGGUUCCGCAUAUAGCGCGGAGAUCCACUGCAGUAUAUUCGGUCCGAACCCCAUUGCCUUGAGCGUUUCAAGGAGGUAUCGCCAGUCCACCCGGUCGAAGGCCUUCUCCGCGUCAGUGGAGAGGAGCAGGCCCCCGACCGGCGAGCUCCGUUGCAUGUGCAUGAUGUUUAGCGCUCUGAUUGUAUUAUCUUUGGCUUCUCGACCGGGUAUGAAUCCGGUCUGGUCCGGGUGGAUCAAGGAUGGGACUAUGCGGCCCACGCGCGCCGCCAGGACCUUCGUAAACAGCUUGAGGUCUGCGUUUAGUAGAGAAAUGGGUCUGUAGCUCGCACAGGCCGCUGGGUCUCUACCCUCUUUCGGGAUAACCGCGAUCGUUGCCAGUAGGGUGUCCCCCGGUAGGCGUGCCCCCUCAAGGAGAGAGUUCAUGCCCGCCAGCAAUUCUGGUAGGAGGACAUCCCUGAAGGCCUUGAGGUAUCUGGCGGGGAGGCCGUCCGGUCCCGGGGCUUUGUUAAGUUGUGUGUUCUUCAGGGCUGCCGUCAGUUCCUCGAUCGUAAUGAGGGCAUCAAGGUCUUCCCUUUGUUCUUGCGUGAGAGUCCGGUGUACGUGGUUUUCCAGGUACUCCCUCGUCAGUCUCGCCGUCCAUUCCCGGCCCGCGCUUGUCUCAUCUUUCUGGAUAUCGUAUAGGCCGGUGUAGAAGUUCCGGAAUUCCUCGACUAUUUUGUCCGGUACCUGCGUGAGGGCGCCGCUCUUUGUCCGCAGCUUAGUGAUCUGGUUCACGCGGCGUUGUUGUCUCAGCAUUCUGGCUACGACCGCAUUUGUUGGAGUGUUCAUAGUAAUAGCGAUGGGCUUUUUUCAUCGUAUAGGCGAGGUUUUUCGUGAGCAGAUGUUGUAGGUCUCGGCGGGCCUCUCGGAGCGCAUGGUACGCCUCUUCUGUCGGUGCGGCUUUGUGGUCUUGUUCUAAGCUGGCGACUUUCGUAUAUAGCUCUUGUAGCUGCCUACUGUGUUCUUUCUUCCGCGUUGUACAUACCUUGAUGAAAUGUCCCCGAAUGACGCACUUAUGGGCCUCCCACCGAAUCAUUGGGGAGGUGUCAGACGGAUCAUUCUCAUUGAAGUAAUGACGGAGCGCUGUCGUAGCGUCCGCUAUGGUGACCGGGUCGCUAAGUAGUUGUUCAUUCAGUUUCCAUUGGCGUCUUGUGGGUUUAUGCAGUGGCGAGGUCAGCUGGGCCAGUACCGGUGAGUGGUCCGACCAUGCGUCCAGUAGGAUUUCACAUUUUUGUAAUAGAUUCAGGUAUUCUUGUGCAAUAAAGACAUAGUCUAAGCGGCUGUAGCCGCGGUGCACCGGGGAGAAGUAUGUGAAAUCCUUGGCCUCUGGGUGCAUGACUCUCCAGCAAUCCGCAAGGCCCGCCGUUCUGAGUGCCAAUUGUGCCGCUUUGAUGCUUGCGUCCGGCAGCGAGCAGCGUCCCCGGGAGGUGUCCGUCCGCGGAUCCAAUGGUAUGUUGAGGUCCCCGGUUAGAAUUAGGAGCCCCUCCCUGAAGUGUUCCAGCGAUUUUAGGGUUCUGGUGAGAAAACUGUGUUGUCGGGUGUUGGGCGCAUAUAUGGAGGCAAAGGUGUAGCGCCUGUCUGCAACGGAGCCCUUGAGGAAGAUGUAGCGUCCCAGUGGGUCGGCCUUGACCUCCGCACACACAAAGGGGACAUGCGCGGCGAAGAGAAUGGCCACUCCUGCCUUCUUGGCUUCCCUAUGGUUAGCAAAAUAUCCAGUGGGGAACCGUCGGUCUCGGAGGGCCGGUCGUCUGUCCGCGGAAGUGUGUCUCCUGGAUGAAGGCCACAGAGAUUCUAUUGGACCAAAGUGCCCGUAGUAAAUGUGAUCUCCGUUCUGGCAGGUUCAGGCCCCGGACGUUGUUGGACCAGAUGCGCAGAGGCGCCGGGGCGAACCCCUCUCAGCCCCGGGAGGUCAUGAGAGCUGGUGCCGCCGCGCAGGGGUGGGCGGCGAGGUGUCAGGGGCAGGAGAAAAGAGAAAAAGAAGGAGGGAGAGAGAGAAAAAAAAAAAGGGGAAAAAGACGUGGUCGUAGAUAGAGGGUCGUCAGUAGACCUGUUAUAGAAUAACAGAGUUAAACAAGGUGAGAACUAUGUACAGUGUCAGACUCAGCUGUCUAGGUCGGUGAGUCAGUAAGGGGUGGACUGUCCCACGUAAAUAUGUCCCCCCUUGUCGCUCCCCCCUAGUGUGUUAUACAGUGUGUCUGUGGGUACGUGAGCGUCCGUAGGCGCAGGACUGUGAAGGUGGGUCUAAGAGUCGUCACUGUCAGCUCCCCCUUAGCCCGUGCUGUCCCGCAGUAGUCCUCCUCUUUCCGGAGGCUAUACCUCGGUGCCUGGUCAUGCCCCUGUCCCAUCCCCCAGGUGGACCCCCCCCCCAGGGUGGCAGUGCAAGUGAUCUCCGCGUAUCGCGGCUGCCGUUUCCAGCGUACCCUGGCCGCCCAGCUACUCAAGCAGACCCUAUGCCCCUCUCGCCUCUGGCAGGUUUUACUCGUUGGGCAUCCCGCCCACCCCCCCCCCAUCCCUGUGACCCCAGGCCACCGCUCCGGUGCGGGCUAAAGGCCCUUCUCCCCCUGUCUCUUUGCUUUCCUUCCCCGUCUCGCCCCUGGCUCGGGGUGUGUGCUCUAUGGGCCGGUGUUGAGUGGGCUCGGUAGUGCAGGGGCCAUUCCUCCUCUCCUCCCCGUGGAGGACAUUUACUCGUCUCCCUCACGUCUCGCAUGGGUGCAGUGGGGAGCUGCGGGGCUUCCCGCCUCCCCUCCAACCCAGCAUGGGGGGGCAGGUUGCUAAGUGUCCCGAGAGAAAUGCAGGUCCGCUCCGUGCUCUCCCCUCCCCCCACCUCGUAGCCAUCAGUCCCCCAGGACCUUGCCCAUGUCCUCCCCCACUUCCAGGGUGCAGUCCCCGAUUCCCUCCCCCAAUGCCCUCCCAAAGCCCAGUGAGCCCCCUACGACUCCUUGAGCCUAAACUUUACCAGUGUAGCAAGUCCAGGGGCAAUAUGGCGGGCCAGUCCCAACUCCAGAAGCGGCAUUCCGGGCCCCGGCAGGGGAAGAAGCGACAUCCCAUGUCCAUGAACUCCCUUUCAGGUCGGGGUGAGCCGCGACUUGUGAGGUGCCUACGCCUCCCACCCCACCUGGCUAACCUACUCCCUCUAUGGGCAGGCGCAGACCCGUAUCCCGGCUCCCCCCCAGUACCUUGCGGCCCGGCUGAAGCCAGGCCGCGAGUGCUCCUCUCCUCACUCCUCCACGCCUCUCGGGCCUCCCAGCAUCCUCUGGGCCCGCUCCCUUCUCCUCGGGGGCGACGGUGGGCGCCCGUCCUCCGCCACUUCGUGCAGCUGUGCGAGCGGGGUCUCCAGAAGCCAAUUCCUGAUGCGGAUAGGUGGUAGGCGCAAGGCUCUUAAGGCUCGGGGCACAUCUUCUGGCCAGCGCACUUGGAUCCAGGCAUUCCCCUGCCUAAUCUGGAGGCUGAAGGGGAAUCCCCACCGGUAGGCUAUUCCCUUCUCCCGCAGGGUCGUCGUUAAGGGCCUGAGAGCUUGUCUGGCGUCCAGGGUGAGGCCGGACAGGUCUUGGUAUAGGGCCACGCUUGCUCCCCGGAAGGGUAUAUCCGCCAUUCCUCGGGCAGCUGUCAUGAGGCGUUCCUUAAGGCUGUAGUCAUGGAGGCAGCACAGGACGUCUCGUGGCCUGCCAUCAGGCCUCUGCGGCCCCAGGGACCUAUGUGCCCGGUCCAGCUUGAUCACCGCCGGGCAUUCCUCUCCAAGAAUCUGCCGGAAAAGGGCCUGCAGCGUGUCUUGUAGUGGCGCUGUGUCCGGUUCGGGUAGCCCCCGAAUCCGGAUAUUUUGGCGUCUGCUGCGGUUCUCUAAAUCUUCAACUUGGCGCCGAAGGGAGAGGAGCAUGUUCCCCUGGCGCGUGGUAGCGAGUUCAGCCGCUUGGUGCUGCGCGCGGCUCGCUUGGGCCUCCGUUUCCAGUGCCUCCACUCUUACUUCCACUGAUGAAAGAUCCUUCCUCAGGGCUGCAACUUCCUCUUUGACGGCUGCCCGAAGUUCUCUCAGUAGCCCCCCUGUAUCUGCCUUGGUGAGCAUCUGUGCGGAGAUCAUUGCCAGCUCCUGUUUAAUCAGAGCGAGUGUGUCAUCCUGCGUGCCGUCCAGGGUGGGCUCUCCCGCGCUUUCACUGCCUGGGGAGCCGGGCGCCAUGUUGUCAGGCGGUCGGCUGCAGCUUAGUGUGCUCGGAGUGCACACGAACUCAUCAAGCGUCCCGGUCGGGCGGUGCGGGGUACCCCCCAGGGUGUGGGGCUUCUUGUUCCGGACCAUGUUUGUCGGGGUAAGUGCCGGUUUUCGCGUGUUUUAGGGGCCAGGGGGAGCGGAGCUCAGGAAUUAGGCGUCCUGUCGCAUGCUCGGCUCGGCCACGCCCCUCAUCAGCCUUUUUUUUAUUUUAUUUUUUAUAAUUCUUUAUUUUGAUCGUGCAUAGAAGAACAUAUAUUGUAGCAUAGCCACAACAGCUUGUGCUGUAGAUCGAUAUAACAUUCAUUCAAUAACAUUUUUAUGGCCUGUCAUGUCUUGCACAUUUUCAUGUUUUAGUCGCAUCAUGGUAAGUGGUACCUUACAGCUAGGGGUACGUGCCCAGUGUAGUGGUGAGGGCUUGUAAUCCUUGUUAUGUACGUUGGCCAGGUAUAGCCUUUAUGUGGUAUAUGUUUUGCCGUGGCGGUAGGCCCUUGUCCGGCUCGUAGGGUGUGUAUGAAACUUUCCGGGCCGUACAUUGUUAUAUGUGGUGUUCGGGAGGCAGGUUCCCUAUACGAGAAGGUCCUGUCAUGCUAUGUCUCGUUGUGUGUGUUACGCCUGGCUGUGUCAGGUUUUGUCGUGCGCUCUUCGCUGCGAUCCUGUCAGGUGGGGGGGAGGUGAGUCAUGGCCUAUAGGCCAUCCAGUCAGAAGAGGUAUGAGUGUAGUGUCUUGUCCAGUCGGCAACUAUACAUAAGUAAACUAACGGUGAAAAACUAUCAAAGUAAAGAGAAAACAUAUGGGUUAGCAAAGUGUCCUUAGUGGGACGUGACUGCUUCAGGUUGCUGUAGCCUCAGAUUGGUCCCGGUUCGCUCUGCGGGUUGCACCCGGUCAGGAUUCCACUGGUGAGUCAAAGCAGUCCCGUUCUGGUUCGCCGUGGGUUGGAGAGAGUCUUUAGGCAGGCCCAGGGUGUGUAGCAAAGCUGCUGCGUUUUCGAUGGAGCUCACUGUGUAUUUGAUCUCACCCUUCUGGAGCCAUAUAGCUCGGGUCUUCAGCCAUUUGUAAGGUAUUUCUUGCUGUUGUAGCAGCAUGGUAAAUGGCCUGAGUGACCGUCGCCAGGCGAGUGUACUUCCAGUCAGGUCGUCAUAAAACGAGAGAUUCAUCGUCUCGAACUUAUAAGGGGAGCACUCCCUGGUCGCCGCUGCAACCGCCAUCUAAUCUUUGUGGUGCUGGAAUCGUGUGAUAAGGUCUCGGGAUGCCGCGGCAGGUGCCUUCGCUGGUUUCGGGGCUCGAAAGAAGCCGUCCAGCUGCGCUGUUUUGGCUUGUCGCGGCGGUAGCAGUGCCGUUUAUAGACGCCUCAGCAUGUGUGGGAGCUCCGCGACCGGUAUAUCUUCCGGGAUGCCUUGAAUUUUCAAGUUCCUGGCCCGCCUUGCAUCCUCAAUUGCUGCGAACUGGCGCUCAUGCCUUUCAUUUUGGCUUUUGAGGCCUUGUACCUCUCGCUGUAAUGCAGCUAUCUGGGAUGUGUGGUCAGUGGUCAUUGUCUCCAGGGUUCCGAUUCUCCCUGUUAAGCUGUGGAUGUCGGCCCGGAGGGAAGCAACGUCCGUUUGGAGAGUCCGUUGGAGAAUGGCUAGCAGAGACUUUAGUACCACUGUUGUCACCGGUGAGGUGUCCACUUCCCGGGCAGCCGGCCUCGGCGUUGCCAUCGGAGGUAAGUCUGGUGCUUCCUCUCCGGAGGAGAAAUCAUCUGACUGUUCAAAAAAGGUCUCUGGGUAGGCGGCCAUUUUGGGCCCGGGCACCUCCUACGUUUGUCGCAAGAUGUUGGGGCCCUGUCUCGGUUUAUCCGGUUUGGGCUUCUUCGUUAUGCCCCAUUUUGACGGCCAGGUGCCGGACGAUCUUGUAAGCUGUAAAUUUGCCGGCUUGGAGGUGGCAAACGGGUAAAUUUGAUAAGCUUUUGGCUGAGACAGCAGGAGCCCAUGUGCCAUGCGACUUUCCAGCUCGGCUGUUAAACUCCGCCCCCUCUAUCAGCAGGUUUAGAACUGUCAAAUGGAAUGCAGUCAGGGUGGUGUCCCUUUUUAAUAGUAUUUUACUUGCAAAAUGGAAACAAAAAAACUGAUAUUUGUGAAUUUCUGAUGUGCCUUGUAGGUAGGCGCAUCAUAUAUUUAAAAUUUGUAAUGCAUAACUAGACUAUAAUAAAUCACAAAACAGCAAUUUGGUGUAUAAUUAAUUUAUUAAUAGUAUCUUGUUUCCUCAUUAAAUCAUUCAUCUCAGAAAUGCUGACAGGAUAAACUAUUUAAUAUUAUCAGGGUUAGUCAAUCAAGUAAGAGAAAUUUAGAAGUCGGCUGUUUUGGUCUAAGCUUUUAAAUGCUCUAUAAAUUUCCGGCAAUUCUCACUUUAGUGAAUAAUCUGUAUUUGUAGUCGGAAACAUAAUAAAGCCAUGAUGAACCCUGGGUAGAAGGGGGAUGCACUCAAGGAAGGAACACGAAUGCUACAAUUUCCAGAUUUACGGGCCAAAUACAAUCUCCCUGCCAAAGCAGUGUUAUCAUAUCUCCAACUAACAGCCAUGUUUCUAUCUAAGAUAGCACACACCAUGCUCAGUUUCCCGGCAAUAGGACAAACUUUUGUCGCUGUGGGUUCUCCUGUGUCCACUGAUGACAGAGCUGCAGAAGUCGAUUCCGCCGGCCAUUCACUGGCUGAGAGCAUCAGCUGACUGCUCUCAUAGGAUUAUGCACAGAAUUGACAUUAGCCAGCCUGGAAUUCAAGUUCAGGACUGGCUAAUGAUGCUGCUCGAGGUGUAGAUUACACCUCACAGACAGACGCUAGGCACCAUCACCACUUCUAAUCACUGAGGUGGUCAUGGUUUUUGCAGUAACCUUUUACUGUCCUUUGAAGGUGAAACCCACUCAGCUUUUUGUAAAUACUGUGCAAAACACACCAAAAGUACACCAUUCUACUAUUUUAAAUAGUUUUAAUUUCCCUUACUGGUCAAAGUGCCAAAGGGACAUCCAGAAAAAUGAAUGAGUUACCUUCUGCCUCCUAAAUAAAUAUACAUUUGUUUGGUUUUACAAAAAUAUAAAACAGACUGUGUUUUUUUUUUUUUUUCUACACAAGAUAACUAGAAUAUUGUGUACAUAAGGCUGUUUGUCAAAUACUUCAUUACCUUUUGGAAAACGUGAAACUUGACAGUUCAGUACACAAAAUCAUUGCCUGAUACAUAAAUAGAAUAGUUAUAAAUACACAUCGCUUUCCUUUUUUUUUUUUUUUUUUUUAAUUUCUCUCUCCUUUUGAAAGAAAAACAGCAUGUCUACCUUUUAGUAUAUAUGAACUGUUUAGCUGCUGCAGCUUGCUUUAGACUAGUUGCAAUAUUCAAACUCCGAGCCAGCUGAUCACAGCACCAGUCUAUGCUAUUUAAAUAAGUAUAUUUUAUGAGCACGUAAAUACAGGAUUAUUUGUUAACUGGUUGUAAAUACAUUGGCGUUCACGUGUGCAAAUGCACGUCCGAAAACACAAAGUUUAAAUAAACAAACAUACAGUACAGGGACUUACCCGUCUGGCUGUUUUGUGAGCAUAAUAAGAAAAUUUACUUUUUGUAUAUGUGUCGCAAUCAGGAAAUAAUUACAACACAGUGUUUCUGAGUUUGCUAUUUUUAUUCUUUUAGACUUUGACCAUGUCCCGCUGUUUUGUUUUGUUUUUUCAAAUGUUUUGGGAGAUCUCCCUUUCCUCGACCGUAUUAGUAAUGUAAAAUGUGCGCGUCUAAAUUACUAGUGUCAGUUUGUCCAAUGUGGAUGGUGGUUGUUCGGUGAGAAUGCUGGCUCUUGGGGUUACGGUGAUUAAAUGUGUUUUGUGCACAUUGUAUACGUUAUUAUGCAUUCCAAGUCAUCAGGAGGAAGAAAAUGUUUCCCAUAGUUUUCAUUUAUCAUAUCUUAUAUUUUUAUCUUUAUCUUCAUAUUUUUUUUUCUUAUGCCCCAAGUAAAAUCAGUGGGGCCAUUAUUAAUUAAAUUCUAUAGCAUUGAGCAGCAUUGAUGUGCCAGGUUUAUGUGUCUCUAAAAAAAAUUGCAGCUGUAAUGCAAAAAUAAUUUGUAAUGGCAAAGGGAUACUAAAUUUAAAGGAACACUAUAGGGUCAGGAAUACAAAGGUGUAUUUCUGAUCCUAUAGUGUUAAAAACACUAUUUAGGUGUCCCCCCUUAAAUAGGAUAAAAACGCACCUUUAUUCCAACCCUUACGACUCACCUCCUUGGCUGAGAUCAUCAGAAUUAACAAUCUCAGCCAAUCCAAUGCAGGGGCCAAACACUACGCUGGCCAAUUAGCAUCUCCUCAUAGCGAUACAUUGAAUCAGUGCAUCUCUAUGAGGAUUGUUCAGUGCAUGGAGACACUGAAUGUCCCCCAGGAAGCACCUCUAGUGGCUGUCCGAGUGACAGCCACUAUAGGUGUUAUAAGGCAGUAAUGUGAAUACUGUCUUUUCUCUGAACAGGUAGUGUUUACAUGAAAAUGCCUGCAGGGAAUUAGGCUGCAGUUGUUCUGUUAACUAUAGUGUCCCUUUAAAAUUUUAAUAAAAAUAUUUGUUGUAUUUAAAAAAGUAUAUUUUUUAAUGUAAUUUAUUAAAACAUAGUUUGUUCAUUAAUUCUCGUGCUGCAAAAUUAUUGUAAAUCCUUCCAUAAUUAGGCAGGAUUUAUUCUUCCCUUUAUUUAUUUUUUUCUUCCUUACGUUUGCAGUUUUAUGGGUUGUUCUAAGUGUAGACUAAUCUCACCUAUUUUAAAGUACGGUCUGCAUUUAUUGUAAUUUGGGUGGGGGCAGGGUGUGGGCAAGGUUUGUUGUUUUCAUAGCGCUAUUAUAAUUUUCAAGUCAACAUCAAAAGUCUUGCUAAUCGUGUUUUUACCAAAGGGGAACUUUUUAUUCUGUAUGUAAAAAUACGAAUAUACAUAAAUACCUGCAAAAGACAAAAUUACUUAAAAACAGAUAAAAUUUACCAGUUAUACCAAAAGUCUAUUAAAUGACUGUAUAUCGUGUACCAAAAUAUAGUAGGAUGACUGCAAACAAUGCAUAGGCACAUUGCUGCCUAUAAUCUUGGUGCAAAUUAGAAUCCAAUAUAUUUUAGUGUCGGUUACCUUUGGCACAGUUUAAUUAAGAAAUAAUGUACACCAGACAACUGACUGAAUCAGGGUUUUUUUGUUGUGUUUUUUUUUUUUUUUUUAAUCAAUGGAGAAAACAUAAAUAAUUUAUAAUAAAACUUAAAAUGUGUGACUAUACGUUUGGAACUUAAAGGGACACUAUAAGUACCCAGACCACUUCAGCUCAUUGAAGCGAUCUGGGUAAGCAGGUAAUUACUGCAGUUUUUUGAUAAAUUACCUGCUAGUGUCUACCAAUACCACAUUAGAGGGACUUUUGGGCUGUUCCAACUGAUGCUGGACAUCUUCCUGCUAUGCAUGUGGAUGUCCAGUGUCGCUCCCCAUAGGCCAUUGCUGCACAUGCACAUUAGGUCUAUCCUCUGUCUGAUGUCAGCAGGGAAGGCGGACUCGAGCCAGCGGCGAGGGACAUCAGCGCUGGACUCGGGUAAAUGACAGAAGGGGUUCUUGACAGAGGAGGAAGCUAUAGUGCUGGGUAAAUUAGUUUGUUUUCCUGGCAUUAUAGUUUCCCUUUAAGGGGGGGGGGACUAGUUUGCCAAUGUGAUACAAAGAGAGGGAUUUGUAAGACAUGAGAGAGAGUGGCUGGGAAGAGUAGGAAGUACAGGGAUUAGAAGAAAGAAAAUGAAUGUAGGGAAGUUGAGGGCCAAUUAAGUAGUGGAGGACCAUGUUAAAUAGUUUCAGACUUUAGCGGUGGCCUGACGAUGUGAUUUGUGCGAUUAAUUGGUAUUACUCUAAUAAAACUGACAAGAUCUCCAAACAUUUAUAUUUGUCAGAGUGGCCUUUCAGAGCUGCGGUGCACACUUCCAGUUGGUGGAUCUCCUCCACGCAGCCCAACCAGCUCUGAUGGGAAGGUGGGCUCCGCUGCAACCAAAGGGAGGGGACAAGUGAUUUGGUGGCUGUCGGCAAAUGAUUAGACCGCGUUUUCCUAUGUUUAAUAGGUAAUUUAGUGUGGCUCGGGAGCAUGUCAGCAGGGUAGAAUUCCACUGCCUCACCUGCAGCUGUAGUCUUAAUAUCAUACACCUUCCUCCCAGAAGAUGUGCAGGUUUUGAUCCAACCUCCCCUGGCAUCUCCAGCAUUGGUCUAUUGCCCCUAGGAAGAACCUGUGCAAAUAUACCCAUUUCUUACUAUUUUAUAAUUAAAGGGACAUUGUAGUCACCAGAACAACUACAGCUUAUUGUAGCGAUUUUGGUGAGUGCAGUCAGUCCCUGCGGGCAUUCUAACGUAAACACUGCUUUUUCAGAGGAACGAUUUAAUGGAUCUCUUUGAGGAGAUGCAGAAUGGCCAAGGCAGCGUGUGGCUCAGCCCCCGGCAUGCCUCAUUGGCUGAGAUCAUCAGAACCGACUAUCUCGGCCAAUCCAAUGCUUUCCUGUGGGAUCAUGCCUGUUUUCCAGAACUUGGCUUUUUUCAUGCUCUGACACAGUUAUUUUUUUUUCUUCUGGCUUCUCUGACAUCAUCAAGCAUUAUGAUCUCAGCCUUGUCAGAUGCUUCUCGUAGAAUCACUGAGCACAUGCGCGGCAGUUGCCAUGACCUGCAUUGUUUUUGGUAGAUUGCUCUCGUUGUAAGGCAAAUGAACCAGGAAGAGAAGGGCAGGUUAUGUGCAAAUUCCCUUGCAUCAUAACCUAAGGUAGCAACCUACGUUGAUGUGGAGCUUAGUACGCUCUUCCAUUGUGUUUCCUUUUAAUGUAUGGUGUGUUGUGAAAACAUAGACACUAUUUAUUUAAUGUCACGGGCAACACUACAAGGAACUGCUCAUUUUUCAGUUUUUUCCUGCUUCAGCAUUUGAUGUCAGAGGUCAGCGUGCACUGAAGCUACGCCUACGGUUUGAAAAAGCUUUGCAAUGUAACUAACUUCUUCACUACGGAGUUUCUUUUUGUUUAACAACAUGGGAAGCAUUGUGAACCCAAAUUUGAGACAAAACAGUAGUUUUGCUUAUGAGGAUAAUAUAUUAAUGUUCAAGAUUUCUUAACAAUAAAAUUGUGUACGAUUUAGAGCAGGGGUCCUCAAACUUUUUAAACAGGGGGCCAGUUCAUGGUCCUUCAGACACUGUUGGGGGCCGGACUAUAAAAAAAAUAUAUGAAUGAAUUCCUAUGCACACUGCACACACAUAAGGACAUAACUAAACAAUAUAUAUAUAUAUAUAUAUAUAUAUAUAUAUAUAUAUAUAUAUAUAUAUAUAUAUAUAUAUAUAUAUAUAUAUAUAUAUAUACACACAAACACACACAUACUGACAUACAUACACACAUACAUACUGACAUAUACAUACUGACAGUCAGGACCCCCAAUUUAGAGCAUUGUAAUUUAUGCUUUAUAGACUUUUUGGGGGUGCGAAUGCAAAAAAUUAGUGAUCAUACAAUCUUCGUGACUUGUCAUGCCAUGCAGAUACUUUCUGAAGCAUGCAUUAGAUGUGACAAACAUAAAUGUUCAAAUACCACUCUAUCUUCAUAAAGGUUGCAUACGUGAAAGUACCACACCCCACGAGAAAUCAGCACUUUUAAAAUUAACUGUGGAACUCCCCCCAUGGCUGUCAAUCAAACAGUCAGGGAGGAUUCCUUCUUACUUACAUUUGCUCCCCUGAGCUAAUGGAAGUGGCAGGCUCUACUUCAGUGUGCCUGCCUCUUUCUCUCUCACAGACCUCAGACCAGCUCCUCUGCUCCAGACGUGCCCAUGCGUGCAUGUGAGCACCAAUUCAGAGGCUUCUUAAUGAAAAGCCUCUGAUUGUUAUUUCCCUGUGACAAAACUGAAAGUCUCUUCCGAGGAAAAAAUGGCAAACGGCCCACGAUGAGCGUGUGCUAAUGCAAAUGACGUGUGUGCUUUAGACCUCCCCAUAGGAAAGCAUUGAAUCAAUGCUUUCCUAUGGCGAACAAUCUGAUGCUUGAUGUCCUCAUGCAGAGCGUGAGGAUGUCCAGCGUCCGAUGCCGGACCAAAGGUCCGUUAUAAAGCAGGAAGCACCUCCAGUGGCUGUCUGGGAGACAGACCUUUUGCUGCAAUAUAAACAUUGCAGUUUCUCUGAAAAUGCAAUGUUUAACAUUGCAGCACUAAGUGCAAACGGGACAUUGCACCAAGACUAAUUCAGGUAGCUAUAGUGGUCUGGGUGCCUAUAGUGUCCCUUUAAAUACAAAGUGAAGAGAGCUUCAUUGUAUCUAUAUAUUUAUUUUGUAUUGGAAUAGAAAAAAAAAUUACGUCUAUACACCUAAUUGCAGACAUGUCAACUUUACCAGUUCUGCGAUUUGGAGGCGGAAGGGGAAGUAGCUUCACCUGAGAUUAGCCCUUCUUUAAACGGGGAUGUGUACAACUGUUUGCCUAUAAUGUGAGUGAUUCUUGUAUGGUCUGACUUGCCCUAAAGUUAACCCUAACACAUUACAAACUGCUUUGUAUGUGCAAUCAUACUGACCUUUUCCUUAUUCCAUCUGAUGCUGUCUGACAGAGGCGUUCUGUCGUGUGAUAGAAAGUAAACAUUCCAUGUCAUGUCAUGUGAUUUGAGAAGUGUUGUUGAUUGUGAGAUUAUAUUUGGGGGGAAAAAAGUAUUUUAAAACACGACACAUUAGGAAGCAAAAAACCCUGCACUGAAUUGUACAAAACGCAAAACAAAUACCCGAAUCCCAGAGAAUCUGACAAAUCUGCCUGAUACGGACUUCAGUAUCUCUACACCUAUGUCAGAUGUUAAGAGAACGCCAGGCAGUAGGAAGCCCAAACAUGUUCACGUUCUCGAACAAGCAGAGCAUCCAAGCAGCUUUUUAUGGAUUGGCAUCCCCAGAGGCAAUCUGACAUAGACACCUACAGAGAAACAAUGAAGGUCCAGGCACUCCAAGCGGGCAUAUUUAUUAUGAAUACAGUGUUACUAGCAGCAACGUUUCGACCCAAAUGUGUCUUUCUCAAGUUAGUUUGAGAAAGACGCAUUUGGAUCAAAACGUUGCUGCUGGUAACACUUUAUUAAAUUAUAAUAAUAAAUAUACCUUUUUGAGCAUUGGAGUGCCUGGGCCGCCUUCUUUUCUCUACUGGUAUCCUGUUUGGGGUAUUGUUGUUGCUCCGUUGAAUAAGUGCAGUUCCUGCUAUUUUUCUAAUGUGGUAUAAUGGAGACCUAUGUCUGAAAUCAGAGUGUGGCUUGUCUCACAAACAUCCCCCCUCCCAGUAACCAGUCUGCUGGAGAGAGAAAUGGAGAAAGACGCUCACCUCAGUUUCUCCUUCCCAAUGCUGACAUGUUUUUACUUCAUCCUGGAAUGCCAGUAGCUUUAGCAACUUUGCCUGAGAUAACAAAACGGGAAGUGUUAGACACCUGUACAAGAGUUCAGAAAAAUGCCCUUGUUGUAUCAACUGCUGUUUGACAUCACUGAAUGGAAAUGGCAGUGGCAAGGCAUCCAGAACUGAAUGAAUGAUGAAUGUAUCUCUACCCCCCCCCCCCCCCUUUUUUUUUGUUUUUUGCUUUUUGUUUUUUGCCAUUUCCAGAUUGUGUAAGUAAGGCAGAGCGUUCCCUACUUUGUCUGCCCAUUGGAGUGGUCUGGGUGCCAACUCCCACUACCCUUAACCCUGCAAGUGUAAUUAUUGCAGUUUUUUUAUAAACUGUAAUAAUUACCUUGCAGGGUUAACUCCUCUUCUAGUGGCUGUCUACUAGACAGCCACUAGAGGGCACUUCCGUGUCCCUAGCACAGAUUUCCUGUGCUAGAGUGUCGCUGGACGUCCUCGCGCUGUGUGAGGACCUCCAACGUAGCUCAAUUCCCCAUAGGAAAGCAUUGCAAAGCAUUUUCAAUGCUUUCCUAUGGGGAGCUCUAAUGCGCAUGCGCAGCAUUGCCGUGCAUGCGCAUUAGAUCUCGCCCACCGGUCGACGUAAUGCAGAGGAGGAGCAGCAGCGAACUGACAUCAUCGCCGAGGGACAUCGGCGGGGGUCUCAGGUAAGUGACUGAAGGAGUUUUCACCCCUUCAGCAACCGGGGAUUGGGAGGUGGGAGGGAGAGGGGACCUGCAGUGCCAGGAAAACGGAUUGUUUUCCUGGCACUGGAGAGUCCCUUUAAAAUAAAUUUUUUAUUCAGUGGCAUUUCUUGUAGAGAAGUAUUGCUUUUAGUUUUUCUCCAUGAGAAGCAUUGAAUUGGUCGAGUGCAUACAUUUUUUUCACUUAUGACCCCAAUGCUUCUAUAUUUGGACAAACAUCAUCAGAAUUGAUGGCUUCAUUAGAGGCGUUGCAGCAAUUGUGAGGAGAAUCGACCUAUCUAAACAAUAGUGAUUGUUCAUGUUAUUUCAAGACAAGAAAAAAAAUCACAAGUGACCGGUCUGCAUAAAUGCUGAGUGUUAGAAGCAUGCAAACGUAUUAAUGUGUAUAUAUAUGUCUGCUAUGCACUUUAAUGGAACAGUAUAGGGUCAGGAUCACAAACUUCUACUCAUGACCCUAUAGUGUUACAACCACCAUCUGGCCCCCUAAAUCUAUAGUAAAAUCUUACUUUUGUCAAGUCUGCAGCUGCCAGCUCUGCCCCUGAUCUGCCUGCUUGGCUGACAUCAUAAGAAGUGAUUCUCUGAGCCAAUCACAAUGCUUUCCCAUAGGAUUGACUGAGACUGUCAAGGAUGCAGAUCAGGGGCAGAGCCAGCACAAGUCAAACACAGCCCUGGCCAGUCAGCAUCUCCUCAUAGAGAUCCAUUGAAUCAAUGCAACUCUGUGAGUAAAGUUCAGUGUCUCCAUGCAGAGGGUGGAGACACUGAAGAUCAGUCACACUAUGCAGCACUGCCCCAGGAAGCACCUCUAGUAGCCAUCUGAGGAGUGGCUGUAAUGUAAACACUGCCUUUUCUCUGAAAACGCAGUGUUUACAGCAAAAGGCCUGAAGGGAACGAUUCUACUCACCAGAUCAAAUACAAUAAGCUGUAGUUGUUUUUGUGAUUAUAGUAUCCCUUUAAGCUUUGCUGUGCAAUAAAGAGUAAUGAGGGCAAUUCAUGCACAUUUCUAAAUUCUAAAAUGAAAUAUUCGAUUAGUAAAGGUCCGUGUGAUCGGUGAUUUUUGACAUGCAGGGUGUUUCUUAUAUGUUAGUAGAAAGCAUUUAUGUGCAAGAAACCAGGGUGUCUGCUGCAUACAGUCAAACCCAUGGUCAAACAGAAACCCUAUUGUAUGCUUUAGGGACGGAAUUAUGCUGAAGGCACAGCUGUGUCACUGAGCGCCACUGAUCAUCUAUCAUGGCUUCUUUAAAGGGACCUUGUCUUUCUUCUUUAACAUCUGACACAGUUUCAAUUGCAUGUUUUUGAGUUUUCAAGGUUUCAAUUUGCUUGUUAUUUAAAUUAAUUUGUAUGGACUUAUAAAAUUGUAACACCUUCAAGGCCAUUUUUUUAAAUUUUAUUAUUAUUUAUAUUAUUUAUAAAGCUACAACAAAUUCCGCAGUGCUGUACAAUUUUCAAAUAGCUUGUGUUUAAAUCCUUUCUCUUUCAGUCUGCUUAAAAAAAAAGCAAUUCAAGUAUUACUUUUCUGCGUUGCUGUAAAACCACAUGCUGGUUAUUAUCUUAACACCUCAAUGGGAAAAAAGUUCAAAGUGAAACCCAAAAAAUUAUGUGAAAUUUGUAAUUUUGUGGAGAAUGGAGGCAGGCAUCGGUCAUGUGAUUAGUUAACUGGCAGAUGGAUAUAUGAGCGAAUUUGGUGCAGUUAUUUAUGCAAUGCUAAACAUUCCGUAAAAUGGCAACCUUCGUUACAGCUGAUUCUGAAAGUUCUGAGUUGAUUGUCUGUUUUAUACUUUAAUGUUGGCGGCAUCUUUAUUUAAACUCUUCCACUUCUGUUUGUGUUUCCUGUCCUAGCAUGCUGAGUGUUGGCCUGCUGCCAAAUGCAUGAUUUUUGCAAAAGCCUCUUGCAUGAAAGAGUAACGUCGCAGACACGCUGGGGUGAAACGAUGCAAUUGUGUGUUUAUAAACAGAGGUUUAUGGGAAAUACACAUAAAUGCGUAGUGCAAUAUUCAUAAUGUAGAUUAAUUCACGGUUUUGCAAGUACAUUUAAACCGUUCUGCAUGGUGGUGGUGGUUCAACGGGCGCGAAAGGCACUUAGACCACUUCAUCUUAUUGCAGAUGGGGGGGAGGAGGAAGGGGCACAGUCACCUAAUAGUUUGUAGGACAAAAUAGCGUUACAUGAUUAUUAUUUAUAAAGUGCCAAGAAAUUCUGCAGCGCAGUACAAUAGCAGGACUAAUAGGCAUGUAUUUAUGACCAGACGAGUUGGUUGAGGGCCAGAGGGGUUGAGGGCCCAGCUCAAUGAUCUUACAUGUUUAUAUUUGUAAAACUAUAGUCUCCUUCUAAUGAAAAUGUAAAGAUGUUGGGCUGAAAGUGUGAAGUCCAAGAUUGGCUGAAAGAAAUCAAUCAUUUCCUGUUUUGAAGAGGAUAUCACCGGGAAAAUAGCAGAGCCUGGGGAUUUUCUGCAGGCAAGGGGCAUUCAGAGAUGUAUUAAGAGGUUAAUGCAUCACAUGGUUCUGCGUUUAAUAUGGUGGUGUGUGCACCCAGGAAUGCCCCCUUUUAAAAUGUUUGGGUGUUUUUUGUUUUUUUUUAAUGUUUUUUUUUUCUUCUUUGUAUAGAAUAAAAUGUGUGUUUACACAUAGAUGUUGCAACAUUUGUGAGACUUGUAAAUCUUGCUCUCUAGAAGACUGUUAAAGGAGGGCUUAUUUUAUGGGUUUUUGUUUUUUUUCAGGAAUUUUUUAAAUUCUUCUUCUUUUUUUUUUUUUUUAAAAGACUUUGAAACCAGUCUGCAACUAUGUGUAUAGUAAGAAUUAGUGAGCGUUAAAAGCACUUAACGUACUGUAUGGGUAGUUAUUUGUCAGAGCGUUGCUGUGGAAAGCACGGCAUGUAGGAGCCAAAACGCCACAAAUAACUCCGAUAUAUCAAGCCUAGCCUGACAUUCUGACGCUCAGUUUCUACAUUCUGUAGAGAUUCAUGCUAAAAAUGUUAAUAUUUUCAGUUUUUUGUUUUAGAAAAAAAGUGUUUGAUUUUUUUUCUUUCCACAGAAAUGAUGCAUGUAAGUGCAUUUUUUGCACAACCAACAUAAAGUGUGACCGGUUUUGCUGGCAUUAAAGGGACACUAUAGGAGCCCAGACCACUUCAUCUCAUUGAAGUGGUCUGGAUGCCUAUAAACUAGAUGUUUGUAAACUUUGGUUUGGUCUCAGAGGGACCUUGUUUUGCCCCCCCCUCCCCUCCCCCUGAUUGUAAUAGGUGUCGCCGCUGAAAUAUCCCAAAUAGGUCACUAUUGCCUCGUUUCCACUGAGCGGUACGGUUCGGAAGGUUUAGAGUGGUCCAGCCUAUUCAGCUGAGCGUUUCCACUGCAAGUUGGACUUCCAGGGGGCAUGCGGGGUUUAGACCAAAUGCCUAGUGUGUCAUUUGUUGUGAGCAUUGACGUUUUCCUGUCCGCUAAUCAAUGGAUUGUAUAGUGUGACGCCAGUAGCUCCGCCCUAACCGUACCGUACCAUUUCCUAUGGAUCUAAAUCCGAAGGGGGCCCAGGAAUGUUGCGGUUUGGUUCAGUUGUAUGGGCCACUUUCAUAAUGGAAACACUCAAAAUAGCGGACCAGACCGUACCAACCCGACCCAUACCGCUCAGUGGAAACGAGACGUUGGCUGCCAAAAUCAGUUUUGUAGCUAUCACAGGUGAUCAAAUGAUGUGCAACGCAAAGAGAUUAGUGUUUUCUCAGAUGUCUGUCAAGAUAAUAAAAAUAUUGUUUUUUUUCCUCCUCCUAUUUGGAGUGUUUUGUUAGAAAAUGAUAUAGAAUUUUAUAGCACCUCCGCUUUAAAAGUUUGAUUCCCUACAUAGUUUUGUAUCAUCUUACUUUGGUUCCAAGAAUGAUAAAAUUCAUAUAAUGUGACUGAGUAAUAUCUACUUAUCUGCUGUUAAUGUAUGUAAACUUUUACGGGGUUGUUCUCUAACUACAGUGUGAAUUGUCAGGGAUUCAAAAUGUGUUUAAACUUUUAGUCCAAAAUAUGUCCCAAGUCCGUUUCUUUUUACUAUUUUGGCCUAAGCAUUAAAAUUCACAUUGAAUUCUCAAUAAUUCACACUUUAGUGAUUAACCUUGUCUUAAAGGGACACUAUAGUCACCAGAACAACCACAGCUUAAUGUAAUCUUCCUGGUGUCUACUGCCUGUCCCUGCAGGCUUUUUGUUGUAAACACUGUAGUGUUUGCAUUGCUCCAUAUAGACACCACUCAGACACCUACUAGAGGUGGCUCCUGGGGCAGUUCUGCACAAUGUGCUGAACUUUCCCCACAGAGGUGCAUUGAUUUAAUGCAUAUCUAUGAGGAGGUGCUGAUUGGCCAGGGCGGUGUUUCACUCCACCCCUACUCCGCCUCCAUGACUGAGGUCAUCAGAAUUGGCCAUCUUGGCCAAUCCAAUGCUUUCCUAUGGGAUCGUGGUAGAGGCAGGACCGGCGGAUGUGCGCGGAACUGGACUAAAGGUAUGUUUUAACAAUUUUUAGGGGGCGGUGGUGGGCAGGGGCCACGAACUGCAUUUUAUCACUAUAGUGUUCACUUAAGCAAUUUAAAUAAUCAGGGGAAAAGUGCUAUAGUAGUGUGCAAUUUAUUAUAAUUUUUGUUGGUUUUUAAAAAGUAACAUAUUUUUUUAAAUGGUUUUAAAGUGAAGUGUUACAUCCAUCUGUUUAGAGUGGCAUAUACUUAUUUUCAGAGUUUAACAACAAACUGAAGCCACAAUAUAGCAUCGUCAUUUUUUUUUCCUUAGCAUGGCACUUAUUUUGCCAAAUUAUGCCAAAAAGAAAAGAGGAUUUGUGAUUAGCUCAGCAGGGUGAUGCUUUAGCCUUUCCAUGAUAUUUCUUUAAACUUGUUAUAUUUUAAAAAAAAAAUUCUCUUUUCUUUUUCCAAUUUCCUCUCUUCUCACUGUAGUGGAAUUGGGACGUUUGGCUAAUUACACAGUCCUCAAUUUUCUUUAAUGUAAUUUCCUCUUUGCACCUAUAUUGAUACGCUGUGUCUGGUUGUUUAUAUUGUGAAAUAUUGUUGUGUUAAACUGAAAAAAAAGCAAAAACAAGUGUUCAAACCUCCCUGCGCACCGCCCCCAUGUUAAAAAAUGAUGUGCAUUUCUGAAAUAUUUUAAUUCUUCCAAUGACUAAAUGUAGCAAAUUCAAAUUACAAAACAGAUGCCAAAAAUAACGAAGCAGUGACUAUAUCUGAGUAGGAAAACUUUCUCUGUUUGCUUAACCUUUUGUCAUUCGAGUUCAAUUUGAAGGAAAAUAUACACUAUGGCUUCAAUUUAAUAUUAUUGGAGAUUCUUUUUAAAUGACUUAAUAUUAUGAAAAAUAUUAAACAUUUUGUAAAAUAUUGAGAUUUAAUAAUUUGUAAAAAAAAAAAAUUCAUAUUUUUUCCAAGGCCUAUGUGAGUGAUUUUAAAUGUGAGUGAUUUUAAAAUCAGUAUUUUAAUUUUGCAUCCUCUUAAAUUUGGUCACCCUAUGCUGGAAGGGAGCAGAUAAAUUCAUUUUGUAGAACUUGGUGGUUAAUACCCCUUUAACCCACAGGACAGCUGUUGUGAUGCCCUGUACUAAGUUUAGUGUUGUUGAAUGCAGAUCAAUGAACUGCACAUGGAUAAAACUUGUCUUCAAAGUAAAUCCUCAAUGUGUGCAUUCCUGAAAUUCAGCAAACUGGCUGGCAAACAGGAAGCGUAUAUACGGUGCUGUGUGAUGUCACCACACAUUGUACAUAAACACACAUGCCCUGCUCGUUUGCAUUGUAUCUAAACGCAUAGGGUGAUUUUUAAGGCUGGGUUGAAUCAUGCUCAAGCAAGCCCUUUACUUCCUGUUGAGCACUGCGUUGCUCUGCAAGAAACGGGCAAUGCUCUUUUUAUAGUGACAUGAGUUCAUGAUGUCUCAUAGUGAGAUCAGACUAACCUCUCUGGGUUUGGCAUGUGCAAGUGAAUUAUCUACUUUAGUUUUUUUUGUGUGUAUAUAUAUAUAUAAUAUAAUUUUUUAAUUUUUUGUUCUUUUUGUUGUUAAUUGCAAUGCAAGACCGCCACAGUGCAGAUUUUUUUUUUUCUAUAAUAAAAAAAUAAGCAAACUUACUAUUCAGUUAAAAUAAAACAAAAAUUAUAAAAUAGCAAUGCACGUUUUGUGACCUACUGUACCGUGGAAGAAAUUGCAGUGUAAUAUGUCUUUAACUCUGGGCUUGUGCCAUAUAUGGCUACAGGAAGAGGGUGGUUAUAGGGAGGUAGGGCCCAAAUCUUCUAGCAGGCAGCGAAAGUGAGAAUGGAACACAGGGAGGGGACAGAAAAUGUAACAUUUUGCUACUAGUAACUUGAAUACAACCAAGGAUACAUUUACAGAUCAGGAAUUGCAAGAGCUAAAGAAAUGACUUAAUAAUGGCACAAGAAAAUAUAAGUCAUCUUUGGAAGAGGAACAACAUCAAGUAAGCUUGCUUGGGCAGGACAGAGGGCUGAGUAUUUUUUAUAUAAAUCUUCUUACAGUGCAGAGGGAGGGUGCACACUGAGUUUGUGUUGUGUAAUUGUGAGAGAGAGAGAGGGAGGGGAAUUACUGAGCUGCACACUCUCACUGCUUGCUGGGGAUUUUGCUAUGUUGUUGCAAGCAAUGAGCUCAGAUGAUGAGUCAGACCAUGCAGUCAUUCUACUCUGCACCCAAUUACUGCCAUUGCAUAGUGAGAGCUGGGGGAAUACUGCUGCGUUUUAGCAGGACUCUAUAUUCCAAGGGUUGGGGUGGACCCUUUGCACUGGUACCAAGCACAGGGUGGACCGGUUGUUGCAAGAGAAGAGCGAUCAAGCCUUAGUUCUGCAAUCGCUGGGUACCUGCAACACAAGCCAUUUUUAUUUUGCACUUCCCCAUUUAGAGACGAAGAGGCAACACUGUAUAUGCCCUGUACAGCCGAGGGUCUGUUUGCUGGAACCUGGUGAGUUAUUACAGGGCUUGGUAAAGGGUGGGGGAAUACAGAAUUAUGGGAAUAUUUUCAAGAGUGGAUUGCACGUAUUACUUUUUUAUUACUUUUUUAAAUCUUUGUUUAUUCUUUAACCGGUUUGCAAGGUGUUUAGUCAGUCAUAUGAAUCACCAACUCCUUUUAUCGAUUCCCGGUCAUACCCAGUCCUGCAAGUUUUUUUCUUCCAAAUGAUGCAAUUUGGUAGCAAAUGUUUGAACGCAGUAUAUACCCGCUCCCUUAGAUUGCUCCACCUUUGCUGUAUUUAAUGAAUUUUCCUGUAAAUACAUAAAUAUGCAUGUCGGGGAUGCAAGUAAUAAAUCAUUGUCAUGUGCAGAAAGACCUUUCUCUGUUUAAUGUGGAAUUGAGAGAUGGGACUUCACAAGAGCUUACAAUCUAAAUCCGGACUAGAAGCUACUAAACAUUAAAUUAAUUAGGUAUGGGUCUGUGGACCUUCCAUUGGAGAGGAUACGAAGCUUUAGAUCUUUAGAGACUAUCGUAUGACAGUCUUGUCUCUGUCAAUUCUUGUUGUAUAAUCGUAAAGUGUUGCGAAAUAUUUUGGUUCUAUAUCAAUGCUAAUAAUAAUAAUAUAGGGUAAGGACAGUGCAUGGCACCACUAUGUUACUCUUGCAUUAACCAUGGGUUGAACUGAUUUUGCAAUAAUUAAGGGUCUUGUUGGUGUUGCCUUAGGUUAACAAAGGGUUAAGAAGUAGAGGCCACCCCCACCCUCCCUACUUCUCUCUUCCAAGAAUGUGUACUGUAAUGUGGUAUAGCCUCAACUUGCUGGCUCCUGUUUUCUGUGCAGAAGUUGAGUCUAGGAGGUGCAUAUUAUUAUUAUUAUUAUUAUUGCAUAUGCAUCUUGUCCGCUAUAAAUAAACGUGAUCCUUGUGGUCUCUGUGUUCUGCUGCAGUCUCUUUUUGCAGCAAAUUAUGGGAGCUCGGAGGUGAAGGGAAUUGGUUUCAAAUGUAGAAGGCAUUGACCGCCUGGACACAAAGUUCUACAUAGUGCGUGUGAGGGUGGUCAUACGGUAGACCCUCAGCUGAUUUUAAACAAAAAAAUAUCCCAUUUUGCUUUGCUAGCCUUAAGCUGAUAAAGCAACAUGGACUUUGUAGUGUAAGAGCUGUGGGGUCUACGGUUUGACUAGUGGUCUUCCAAAAGGUCCUACGUUCAGGCUUCCUCUCCAGAGUGAUGUGCUAGCUUAAGACACUUAACCCAGUUACGGUCAUCAUGGAGUGAUCAUGUGCAGUGUGCCAAGCAUGAGAUGACACUGUGAUAGUUAAUAGUUUGUUUUCAUGCUAUCUGGGCUUGCCACGUGUCUGAUCAAAACUGGAGCAAAUAUUAGUUUUUGUAUGAAAUAUUACAUGAAAGACAUUACUCGUUUACCGUAGUCAAUUAAAAUAUUUUGCAAUCCUUUUGUGAUUUUUAUCCUGCCACCCAAAUUAUUUUAGCCCCCCACCCCUAUUCUGUUAGCAGCCAUUGCAUUGCUAACUCAAUUUGCUGAAACCCAUACAAUUACAGAGAAUAUAGUAUAUGAUGUAUUUGAAUUUUUUUGUAAUUUUAGAUUUACCAGAUCUAAAUACUUUGAUGCAAAAAUCAGUUUGCCAGUCUGUGCUGUUGAAUCCUAAAAAAAAACAACAAAAAACUUGUAAUCCUUCCCAGUAACAAUGUAGUCAUUUUAAGACAUCUUUCUAUCUGUUCAAGCUUUUAAUUUUGCACCAUUACAAUUUUUUUUUCUUCUUACAAAAAAAAAAGUAUUGAUUUUUGCAUAAGGAUAUAAUUUGAACCAUAUGUUUUUAGAAUAAUAAAAAUUUAUAGAAGCCAAUCAUAUAAUCUGUUUACCAUUGGCGAGGUAUAAUCUUGACUUUUAUUGGAAAUUCUUCAGUUAACAAUAUUAAGCUCCUCAAACGCAAGCUGUCUGUUUUUAACCCCCUGUGUGCCAGGGCAGUGCAGAAUGAGUGUGUGUGUUUGUGCAGACCCAGGCGUUCCUCCCCCCCCCCCCAUUUAUAUUGUUGAAAUUCCAAGCUAUGCAUGCAGCCGCCCCUUCCAGGAAAUUAUGCCCUUGUCUUUUUUCCAGCUCUCUCUCUUUAAUCCAGUAAAACAUGUCGAAAGAGUGAGAGAGACAGAUCUAGGAGUGGUUUACGACAGUUGCUGAUACGAAGUCACAAACUUCACAAACAGAUCAGCCUACUGUCAUUGUGUGGGAGGCUCACCUGUGCAAUAUUCAAAGGCAGGCCUUGUGCAACAAUUUGCACAACUAUUUCGCUUUGAAUUCAAGCUUUCUUCACCAGCUGAAGGUCUUGCAAAACUUUUGCCUGCUGUGUCUACUAAUUGCAGUUUCAAUUCUGGGAAGAGCUGAAAUUUGCGUGCUUUAGAGUGUAAGCUCACAGGAGAAUUUGAUCAUGCUUUGCCCUCCGGCAUUAAUACAAAAAGCAUUAAAGACUGGCUAUCGUUACGCAGAUUUCAUGCAAAAUCCCUUCAUUCAGCCUAGUUUAGUGUUUUCUGCAUGGCUGCAAGGGAUAACAGCUGUGACAGGUCCCCUGGCUACCACUGUGCAGUUAAAGCUGCUUUGCAAAGCAGUCUUUCAAACCGUUCCCAGUACCAUGUAGAACUAAAGGAUUGCAAUACAAAGUACAAUACUAUGACUGUGACUCCAUUGUUUGUAGAAAAGGUCACAAACAAAUCCGUCAUGUGCUUUCCUGAUUCAGUGUUUUCAUAGAUUACAACAUGCUUAGAUGGUGAGAUUCAUUGCCGGUGAUUUGCACUGUGCACAGCUGUCAUUUAACUAGAUUUCUGGGUUUAAUAUUGGGAGUUUCCCUGUUGAAUGUAAGCUCUUCGGAUCAGUGCAGCUCUAUUUGUUCCAUUGUGUACAUACAACGCCAAUGAUUGGUUACAUGCUAACACUGCGCCUAGCGCAGGGCAAAAACAUUCGCAUUCGCAAAAUAAUGCUAUUCAAUAUAUGGAUGUUCUAGGCCACAAGUGAUGAAUGAAAUGUAAGGCCCUUGUCAACUCUUGUAUCUGUUAGAAUUUCUAUAAUUUUGUCUUCCAAUGCCUUACUGUUGUAUAUCUAUACUGUAUUAUAGUAAUGCGCUGCAGAAUAUGUUGGCGUUCUAAAUCCAAUAAUAUUUUUAAUCAUGUAACAGAUUUUUCUGUCCGCUCUUAACCCUUACCCACACUGAUAAGGAAAUGCCAGUAAUAAUCUCGCAAACAAGUCAAGAGAUGGACUAAUGGUAUAAUUCAUAUCUGCUGUGAAGGGAAUUAAUAAAAAUAUAUUUUGUGGGUGUCUUGAUUAACCUCUUCAGGGAUAUUUAAUGCCUUCGUCACUGUCAGAAAGGAAUGUGUUGCUGAUUUAGAAGCAGAAACUGUAUACAGAGUUGCUGCCUAUAAAUAACUGGGACAUUCCAUUGUCAUAUGGGAUAUUUAAACUAACAUUUGAAAUACAAACCUGUACUGCUGAUAUCAGCCAAUCUCUACAGGAAAGCAUUGAUGGGCUGCACCAAUCAGCAUCUCCUCAUAGAGAUUAGAUCAUUGCAUCUCCAUAGAAAGCAAGCUUUUGAUGUGUUCAUGCAUAGCGUGAAUUUUGCAGAGAUUGCAGGACCGCACCAGGAAGCACCUAUAAAGGUUACCAGAUUGACAGGCACAAGAGGUGUCCUUUGUGACGAUUGUAAACCAUGUCUUUUCACAGAACUUUCGGUUGUAACAAUUGUAAGACUACAGGGACAGGCUCUUUAUACCAGAACGACUUAAUAAAGCUGCAGUGGUUCUGGAGUUUAGAAUUUCUCUGUAAAGGUGUUUGUUUGUUUUUUUUAUGGCGGAAUUAUUCCUGUCUUGGUCCUUAAAGGGGUAACCAUCUAGGAUACCAUAACCUUUGAUGGCCUUAAAUCUAUACAGUUUGUUGUGUUGGCAACUGUUGUAUUGAGAGGAUGUGAUGCUUGCACAGACAGGGGUGUAUAAUUGGGUGCUGCAGUUUAGUUCCUUACAGAUUGUUCCUUCUUGUGAUACCCUUGCAGUACAAGGAGUGCUGUUUUGAGUUUGGAGUUGGCUGACAUUGUAUAAAUCCUGCUCCGCUAUGAAUAAAUCCAUAGGCAGUGGGUGUGUUUGCAACCAUGUGUUUAAUGUAGUCACUGGGCAGCACUUGUGCGUGGGCGUCCGUACUGAUUUGUAUGCCAUGGUAUGCUGGGAAUUCACACAGACAAUUCUCUGCUUAUUAGAUUAAUUAGUGUGAUGUCACUUACAUUGUAUCUUAACCCUUUAUCUGUGAAGGUUCCAUUAAUACACCCUGGGUAGCAACAUCCGUCUUCCUGUCAGCUUAGGCCAGAAAUAGUCCAAAAUUAGUACUGCAGCUGUCGUGCACUACCUUACCCAUGAUCCUCAGGCAGGCAUUUGGGAAAUGAAGUCCAUGUCAGCUGCAGUGUCACUUGGCAAGGAUUUAAAUGUAUCCUGUCCAAUAAUUUCAUUAUAUUUUUUUAUUAUAAUUUCAUUAUUGUCAUUCCGGUUUGGAAAUACGAAGUCAAUAUUAGCCUAUAUCUUUAGCCCUUUUCGUUACCAAUUUUAAACCCAUACUCCCUCCAUUCAGCUUUAUAAAGCGAGAAUUGUGGGACAUUCAAAGAGAUUUUUUUUUUUUCAGUUUAGCUAUUUUAACCUUAAAGUGGCACUAUAGUCAACAAAACAACUUUAGCUUAAUGAAGCAGUUUUGGUGUAUAGAUCAUGCCCCUGCAGUCUCCCUGCUUAAUUCUCUGCCAUUUAGGAGUUAAAUCAAUUUGUGUAUGCAGCCCUAGUCAUACCUCCCUGCAUGUGACCUACACAGCUUUUCUAAACACUUCCUGUAAAGUGAGAUCUUAUGUUUACACUUCCUUUAUUGCAAAUUCUCUUUAAUUUUGAAUUAAUUUUCUCCUGCUCUGUUAAUAGAUUGCUAAAUCCUGCAGGAUCCUCCUGUAUGUAAAGUUAAAUUUACAGAGUAGGAGAUAAAAAAAAAUAAAAAAUAUAUAAUGUAAGUUACAUAUGAUUGAAAGUAAAACAAUUUUUUCAUGCAGAUGUGUCAGUCACACAGUCAUUACCCCCUCCUUCCUGUAGACCGUGUAACUGGUGAAUGGAAUCCUUGACCCCAAGAAUAGUACACAAUUACCAUUCAGUAACAAUGUAUUUAGUGUUUUUGUUGUUCUGACCAACUAUUACUUUCAUUGCCAUAAUGUACACUCUUGAAAUGCGGCAAUACACUAACAUAGCAAAUACAUAGGGUAUACCCAAUGUUUCUGGGCUGUAGUGGGCUCCGUGCCAUUACAGAGAGUCUAUCGUACUGUUGCUGUGAGUUUGAUUGGGUCCAUUAUUGACCAGAUAAGACUGCUUUGGUUCCCAUCUCUCUCCAUGUUGAUUGAUUUUGUCCCACAGUAGUUAUGUGAUUAAAUGUUUUACAUUUUUAUCCCACUAUAUUUCCCAUUAGUGAGGGGGGGAUUAGCAGCAAUGUACAAAUCAUGUCAACAGCUUAAAAACAAUCUUUUUACACUGCUUUUAUUGUUCAUGUGCAGACACGUUGUUUUUGCUGAGAAUGCACGGUGUUAGUGUACAUUUUAUCAGAUUACAAUAUAUUAAGCCAUCUAGCUGUUACUAUCUUCCCAUCAGAAGGAUUCUCAAAAUGUUCCAGGACUUAUCAGACUAUUGCAUCUUUUAUGAUUUUACUUUUAUAUUUCAGUUGCAAAGGGCAUCCUGUCUGGGUCACGUUGACAAUACAUCUACAGAUUUUAAAUGUUCAUUUUCAGUCUUACUUCCUUACAAAAAAGAGAACCUGUAUAGUUUAAGAUGCGUUUAUUAUGUCCAUAUUGAUGAAGUACACUCCAGAUGCUGUGGACUACAUCUCCCAUAAUACUCUGUCAUAAUGCUGGCAAAGCAUCAUGGGAGAUGUAGUCCGCAACAUCCAGAGUCCCGAAUUUUGCGUGCCUCUGAUUAUGAUCAGGUGUGUUUUUUUUUUUUUUUUCCUUCAGUGAUGCUAAGAGCGUUGAGCACAGUAAUGCACAAUCUAACAUAACUGUAACAGUAUCUUUACACUUUUCUCAUAAUUAAAUUUAAUGUAAAGAGUUCCUCUAACCCUGAGUUUCAUUUUCUAGUUUGAUUAUACCCCAUCUGGCACCAUUAACCAGCCUCCCUCAACCCUUGUUUCACUUGAAAAGGAACUAAAUAAUUGUACCUUGAAUCCAUCACCGAACGAGGUCCUCUUUGCUCAUUUCCAUGCCCUGUAUGACAUCGUCACACUGUGUCUGCUGAGGUCCAAUCAAAUGCUACUAUAAAUAUAUUGUUCCAAACAGAGGGAGGCAGGAAGGGAUUGGAGAGUGGGCACAUUACUUUGAUCCUUAUUUAAACAAUAUUGAGAAAUGAUCAGGAAAUGUAGUUCCUCUUGAAAUUUAGCUGCUGGUGUGCUGGUUUAUUGUUGACAUAAUUUUAAAGUCCCAAUAAGAUCUUUAGAAUAAAGAAACUGCAAUAGACGUGAUUUGUGGAAUACCUAUUUGAUUGUUACCAAUCUUUUUCUAAAAUAAGAUCAUCCGCUCCAGGUCGUUUUGAAUGUUCUGGUUUACAGAUGUGGUCGAUGUUUUAAAAUAGUUGAAGAUAAAUGACACAUGCACAGCUUGCACCUUUUGAAUAAUGUAUGUUACACCAUAUUAAGGUUGUCCUGGUCAGGAUUUACAUUCUGAGGAUCGUCCAGGGCAAUUUUCCAGCUGUGUAAACCAAAUCUUCCUUCAGUAAUCUCACCAUUCCAAAUCCUGUCUUCUCUGUGCAGAUUAAAAUCAGUGUGAUUUUCAGACAUUGCAAUGCCAUUAAAUUACAGACAGCUCUUUGUCGUUCAUCUUUCAUGAAAAUAAAAUCCAGGCUUGUUUUUAGAAACUGCCUAGCGACGAACCUACCUGGAGUUUGUGGAGUUUAAAGGGGCUAACCUGACAACCCCUUUUUAAUGAGUUAUAUAGGAUAAUGCUUUACUAAUAUACCAAUGAAAAAAUAGAUCAUUUGCUUACGUUUAAAGAUUCAGCUAAUGUUUUGCAAGCAGGAAAACAGCAGGCCAAAAACACUCAGACCAGGAAGAGGCUCAACUAGUCAGGAACUUCUCGUCCUGGUAGUGUUGGAACGGAUGAGUGUAGCCUCUUAACAAACUGUUGCCACAUCAUGGUUGCAGUUAACUUGCUCACAGCCACAUUCAUAAUUGUGCUUAGUGGUCUGUGUGCAGUGAUUUCCAUAGACCUUUAUUUCACUUGAGCACAGCCUGUGCCAGUGCUCGGCAUGUACAUUUUGGACACUCAAAUUGGACGACAAGGAAGAGGUAGAUUCAGAUUAAACUUUUAUUAUCACUGUACAAUGUGAAUGCAAGAACAAUGAAACACAGUUGGCAAUCAAAAAUACUUUAUAAAAAAUGUACUCUCAGUGUAAGCUUUUUUACAACCUAUACCACAUACCAUAAUUCCCUAGUACUUAAGAAAUACAAUCCUUCUGUGUUAAUACAAUUUUUAUGCCUAAUAAUACAACCCAUAGCCCCCAUCUAAGUAAAAGUCGACUUUUGGUCGCCGAAAAGACGCUGGAUGUCCUCAUGCUUUGGCUCUAUCGACAUCUGACAUUGUCUCUGUACUUGCGUUUUAAGCUUGGUCUUGCUAUUUCUUGCAAAAAGAUAAUUUGCCAUUUUUUAAGGGACAUUGCUGACCCACACGGAACACAUGGACACUUGCAGACAACGAUGCAGGGCUAGAGGACGUCGUUUGGUGGGCUCACUAUUAGACAGACUUGGAGUCUAUGCUGAUAGUCUGUCUGUUAGGACGGAGGGGAAGUAUGAUGUUUAACGCACGUUUUAAGGGGGGAUCUCUACGUUUUCUGAGGGGUGGGGAGAGUCUGGAUGGUUCAGGUUAAGCAGAAAAUGUAAAAAAAACAAAAAAACAUGCAUUUAAAAGGUAUGUUUGCAGGGUUGGCUUCCUAGUACCAUAACCACUGCAAAAACAUGUAUUGGUUAUAAUGCUUGGUGUGUACCUUUAAAUAUAGGUAGCUAGAGGGACAGCAUGUCACGGGAUGACGUUACAGAAACUAACACAAUAUCCCAUGGGAUUUAGGAACUCACAGGAGGAUGAUGUUUUCUAGAAAGGGGUUGGCUGCAUCAAGAAGGCAUCACCAAAAUUUGUAGAGAAGGAAAUGUGUAGACAUCGGGAGGAAAUACUUUUGUACAGAGUCAUGGGCGCAGGGAUAAUCCCAUUGCAUUGCAUUGUAGAGGUUAAUACAGUGGAAAAGUUCAAGAUGACCUAAGGCAGAAAAUGCUCCCUGGGGCAGGAAACCUAACUGAAAAUAAAAUAGUCUGUGUGUUGUAGAUUAAACAUUUUAGGGAAACGUGUAGACUGGACAGUCGUUUGAUUUUAUCUGUCAUCAGAACUGGUUUCAUUGUAUUCCAGCUUUAUAAAAAAGUGCUGUAACAACGAGGGGUGAGUUAGUACAUAAGCAUAUUGUUUUAGUCUUCUGAUCACUGAAUAAUGGCAGAAAGCAAUAUAUUUAUUUUGAUCCAAAAUGCAUUCCUGCCGAGACACUUCCGGCUCUAGGUAGGUUGUGGAGGCAUGGAAUGGUGCCCGGGGGACCCCAAGUUAAAAGCCAAACCGAGGAUUGGCUGCUUACAAAAAACUGUAGUGACUAUGGUGUUUGGAGUGUUUUAUUUUAAUAGAAUGUUAAUGCAACUUUCAUUUUUUCCUUCUGUAUUACACGUGCAUUUUUCACUUAGCCGGAUCAUGGUGACAAUUCAAGAUGAACACUCAGGUUUUUGAACUAAACAUUGAAUUGUAGCAGAAAAAAAGGCAAAUUUGAGGGUAAAAAAAACCCUUUAUAUUCCCAACUUGGCUGUCUUAACACCAAUAUUAUUUGGGUUUGAAUUUGCUACAAUUCGGGGUUAUAGUGAAGAACAGAGUGUGCUUUUCUCAGAUUGUAGCGUGUCGACAUGUCGAUUGCACCACUGACUUCAGAUUGGGUUGGGCUUUUUUUCCCCCAACGUUUAGAAAAGUGAUGUUCUUUUCUGGAUUGAGAAACCGCAAUCCUUAAAUAUUUUCCAACCAAACACCUCUAGCAAUAGAUUUUCCAAUCUUGUUCUAUUGCAGCGUGUUUUUUCCUUUUGCAGCUGCCGGCUGAUAACAUCUAUGCCAAAACAAGUUGAAUGAACAUUUAAGCUGGCAUUUAAGUAGAAAAUGAAAUCCAGGUGGAACAAUUAUUGAGAUGUUUGCACAACAAAAAAAGCUUUAACUAAAAGUUGCUGUUGUGUUGUGUUUUUAUUUUUCUAAAAUAUUACUUUUUUUGUUUUGUUUACCUAACUAUUCAGACUGUGCAUCCAAGGUAAAUUAACUUAAUGGGACACUAUAGGCCCAAAGGCCACUUCAGCUCAUUGAAGUGGUCUGGGUGCAUGUCACAGGCCCCUUAACCCUGCAAUUGUACUUAUUGCAGUUAUUAAUUAAUUGCAAUAAUUACCUUUUGAGGGUUACCUCUAUCUCUAAUGGCUGUCUACCAGACAGCCACUAAAGGGAUUUCCCGAUGGUUAGGCGACAUUUGGUCGAUAGACGCUGGAUAUCCUCACGCUCUGCAUUCUGCAUCAGAUAAAAGCGCAUAGUAAAACAUUGCUGAUGCAAAUGCAGUGCUCAGCGCCCUUGUGCAUUAGGAACGGAGGCGGAACCUGACCUAGUACACUAGAGGAUUAAGAGCUUGCAGGGCCCAGUGCAGUCUGCAGAUAUAAACUAGUUUCUGUUUUUAUGGGACCGUUAAUUGCUCUCCUUAUAAAAAAAUAAAAAAAAUCUGCGAGUGAUAUAAUCCUGAUCAAAACCUUGAGACGACAAUUCACUUAAUCCACAAUUGUCGUGAACUAAAAACUGAAUCGGACUAUUCUGGCUAAAAUAUCUGAUUACGAGGAAUUCUCCGAUCCGGUUAUACGCACAACUUGGCUUUAGUAGCCUACCUUAUGCAACUCAGUUUUUUUAGUUCGGUAUUUUAUUUUUGUUAAUACACCUCAUAGCCUCUCACAUAAAUAUUGGUGAAUUAAAAUGUGGAAUACUUAACACCACAUAUAGUGUGAUGUUUAUGCUUCACGUUAAAAUGCAAGCAUGUUUACAAGGUCUGUGUUCUCCCGAACACCUGUUCUUUGUUUUGUUUUUUUGAAGGGGGGGGGCAGGGGCGGUGGGUUCUAUCCCUUAAGGAUUGCAGUGUUUCAGAUGUGUAAAAUGGAGCAUCUUCCUUGCUACUGGACAACAACACCCACACUUCCCUGCCAGCAUUACCCAGCAUCCCUCUGGUUUUAACAGUACAACGUAAAACCUUGCCGUUUUGUAGAAAGUGCACCUUUAGUGGCUUACUUAAUGUCUCUUCCUCUACUAGGAUGGCGUUUCACCCAGUCAUGUGACCAAGUGCAGAUCGUAGGAAAGCAUUGAAUUCGAUAAUACCCUGACCUAUACCAUAAUUCUGUAGAAAAGACUGGCAGCGGAUGAUGGGAUGCAUAAUUCAGAGCAUCUUAAAGGGCAGAGGCUCUUUUAUCUCUGCUCUAAAUAGGAGGCCUCUAACUUUCAAAACUUUUUUUCUCUCAUAGAGGUUGUAGACGCAGAGUAUUAUUCAGUGCAAAUAAAGCUUCAAAACAAAAUUACAGUUCCUUAAAGGACCACUAUAGUGUCAGGAAAACAAACUCGUUUUCCUGACACUAUAUAAUCCUUAGGUGUCCCCCACCCUCCCGCUGGGUUGAAGGGAUUAAAACCCCUUUAGCCACUUAUCUUAAUCCAGUGUCGGGCUCACUCAGCGCUGGUGACCUCACCUCCCCCUCCGACACCAGCUCCCGAGUGGAGCAGAAUGCGCAUGUGCGGCCAGAGCCGCAAGCGCAUUAAAAACGCCCAUAGGAAAGCAUUUCUCAAUGCUUUCCUAUGGACGGUCUGCUUGCCUAAUGCGAUUUUCGCAUUGAGCGUCGGGGAAGCGCCUCUAGCGGCUGUCAGGAAGGCCGCCACUAGAGGCUGGAUUAACCCUUCUAUGUAAACAUAGCAUUCUCUGAAACUGCUACGUUUAAAUGUGAAGGGUUAAAACCUGAGGGACCUGGCACCCAGACGACUUAAUUGAGCUGAAGUGGUCUGGGUGACUAUAGUGGUCCUUUAAGUUACAUAAGAAGGGUAUUUUUGUAUAAUCAAUAAUUACUGUCAAACAGCCUUAAAUGAUGGAUUUUGCGGCCCAAUUUACAGUAAUACGUUUUCAAAUACUGUAACAGUGCAAGAUAACAGUAUUUAGUUUUCGUGUUAAUUUGUAUCUUCUAUAUCCCGAGCAUUUAUAGUACAGUCUUCGAUUAGAUGGAGUGUAACAAUUUGGACAUCGUGGACGAACGAAUUGUGAUUCCCAUUAUGAUUAUUUUGCUUGACUGUUUUUUGAUAUGCAGGACGCAUCAUAUUGGAUACAAACAAUUUAGAAUCCCUGCCUGCUUCCUUGUUGGUAUGUUGCUGUAAAUGGGGAAGAUCAGUGUAUUUUCACUAAAGCUUUACUGGCGAAGAUAGUCAAAAUAAUAAUAAAAAAGGGAAGCACUUCCGGGUGGUUAGGCAAAUUUUUGUCGUCAAACUGACGCAGGACGUCCUUGCGCUAUGCAGCUAUUUUCUAUAGUCCAGAAUUGUCCUGAUCUCAUUAAAAGGGUUUGUUUGCCUUUUGUAUAUCUAAAAUCAGCUUGUACGUUAUCUUGUGUGGUUCCUUUACAAGCCCUCCCCUUCUAACCCCGCCCAGACUUUCUGUGGCUGUCCAAUCACAGAUUUCCCAAUGCAGUUCAAUGAGAAGUCUUUGCAAGGCAGGGGCUCUGAGCAAUUGCUGCCUCUUGGGUAUAGUAACAGUACCUGUUGUUUGAUUGAAAGCCAAGGGCGUGCAACCAGAGCAAUGUAUAAAAAGAAAUGCCAAUUUCUACUGGAAUCAGCACAUUUUGUAAAAUGGAAGAAAAAUACAUUAAUAAUUAGUGAAAGUGAUCGUGAAAUAAUCUUUUUUUAGGUGCACAUUUUUUUUCUCUCUCUCUUCCUUUUUUGACUCAAAUGCAAAGCAUGGUUUUACAGCUGUACAAAGUGUCUUUGUGAGUUCAAUCACUCACACAUUUGCAGUGGGGGGUAAGUAUGUUAGCUGUGCCGCAUGCGCCAAACCGGUGCACGCAUCAAUAAUGGAAGUGGAACUAUCAAAAAUGGGAAUUUCUUUAUUUAAAUAGGCUGUAAAGACUGUUAUGCAAGAAAAAAAACCAUUUACAAUAUUAUGAACAUGCAAUGCUAAAGCUUAUUCUGUUUUACAUAUUUUUUAGUCAUAUGGCGGUUUGGAAUGUCACAGAUUUGGAAUUUUCAAUAAAUAAACGUCUGUUCACUUUUCAGAACUCUUUGUUCAAAGCAGAACGUCGGCCUGAGGAUUUUCUUAGAGUAUAAUACUUGCUCCUGGUCGGCUAAAAGAUAUUGGCAAGGAGCCACUGUUUUUAACAGCUGACUACGUACAGAAACUUGUGCACACAAUGAAUACACUACGAUUUCAGAACAUUUAAAAGGGCCAUUUAUCUGUUCAUGUUCCAUAGGGGUGAGUGCGUUUUGACAGGUGAAAUGAUGCAUUCUUUAAACAAACAGUAAUUCAGGUUUUGUAAAAUGUAAUUUUAAGGAAAGAUCAAAAUCGUACUUGAAGGUCAUGUAAGCCAGGGCUUGACAAAUUUGCUAGGAAUCUAGGAGACAGGCGUUUCAAUGUAAAAAUGCAAUUCUUAAAGGGACACUAUAGUCACCAGAAUCACUUCAGCUUAAUGUAUAGUAUACAGCUUAAUGUAGUGGUUCUUGUGUCUAUAACCUGUCACUGCACACUUUUCAAUGUAAACCCUUCCUUCCUUUUCAGAGAAAAGGCAGUAUUUACAUUGUUGCUUAGUAACACUUCUAGUAACAGUCACUCAGACUGGCUGUAGAGUGCAUCCUGGGUCAGUACUGUACAGUGUGCAGCACCUACGUUUAGCGGGUCCAUGCUCUGCGUGGAGGCGCUGAACUUCCCAAUAGAAAUGCAUUGAUUCAAUGCAUCUCUGGAAUUACAUCAUAUUCCGGCUCCAGGCAUCAUUAGAGGUUGCGCGUAGGAGCAGAGCAGUGAGGUUACAGCUCCCUCGCGCGCCUGUCCAUUUGGCUCAAUCUUCCAGGAGCCUCCCACCCGUGCGCACGCCCACCCACCCUCUCCCUCAGCUUGCCAGCUGACCGCCCACAUGGCAGUGCUCUCACUCAGCCAGCCGACGGACUGCAUGCCCAUGCUCUUUAUGACCGGCCAUCUGCACGUAAGCCCAUGCUCUUUAUGAGCCGGCCGCCUGCACUCAUAAGCAGCUGACCACCUCGGGGGCUAAAUGGGCCAGCAAAUCACAGGCGCCAGGACAAAAAUCCUAGUAGCCAUGGCGACCUGGCGUCUGGGAUUUGUUGAGCCUUGAUGUAAGCCACCUACCUGCAGUCCCUAGUUGUCUGCCAUUUGUAGCAGAUUGGAGGCUGCUAUUAUUUUAUGCUUCAGUGUCAAUUUUCCAGUCAUCGACCAUGAAUGCAGCUAUAUUCAGAUGGGGUGAAAUCACCAAACCGCAUCGGAAUACAAGGUUGAAUCAAUGCAUGUCUACGAGGAAGGUUCAGCGUCUCCAUGCAGAGUGUGCAGCACUGACCCAGGAAGCACCUCUAGUGGCCGCCUGAGUAACUGCCACUUGAGGUGUCCCCAGGCAGCAAAGUAAACACUGCCUUUUCUCUGAAAAAAAUGUUUACUGCAAAAUGCCAGCAGGAACUGACUAUUCUCACCAGAACAAAUACAUUAAGCUGUCACUGGUGACUAUAGUGUCUCUUUAACGAUUAAAAUGACUUAUUACUCAAUCCUUUUCAGACCAGGCACAACCAGGGCACACAGUGCAAAUGAGGAAACAAAAUAAAAACAUUGCUUAAUUUCUCCCCUUUUCUGUAUUUUAUUUUUUCACACCUCAGAAAUGUAUAUUUCUUAAAUAUAUAUAUAUAUAUGUGUGUGUGUGUGUGUAUGUAGUGGAUAAGUAAGUAAAUGUUAAAUACCAUGGGAAGUAACCAUUCCUUUUUAACCCUUUACCCUAAGUGUCCGAAUGUAUAGUGCUGCAGAGCACGCUCUAACAAUAACUGCCACAGAAAUACUAACUGUACCGUAUGUAAUAUAUAUAUUAAGAGAGAGAUUUAUAGAGAUCCAUCAAUAACUCUGUGUGCAUAUGAUUUCUCCCAAGUCAGCAUGAAAUGAUUUACAAGCUUCUGUAAUCACCUAAUGUUCAGGGAUGUGGGCAGUAUUGAUGCACAGUAAAACUCUCCUGACAUCGUAGUCAUGCGUAAACUUGCAAAGAUUCUGAAAAGUAAAGAGAUUUCUGUAACUUUACAGCCUCGCUUCCAGGGAGAUUUUUAAAAAGUUUUUUAAAGAGCUCAUGCAUGCAUCGAGCAAUACUAAUUCUCCCUUAGAAAGUGAUUGCGAUUGAGGGCCGGGGAUUUUCUAAAAGACUUAAGCCAUUCCCUGGAUAAGUAUGUGGGUUCCUUUAAAUAAGCUUAAAAAGAGACUUCCAGAUGUAAAUAUUUUUUUUUUUAAUGUAUUGCCCUAUAAAUGAAAUGUUGUUGGCUCAACUGUUGUAUGUCUCUUUAAAAAAAAUAAGUCCUUCCUACUUAACUCUUUAAUCCGUUCUUCAACAGAGGAUGUGAUUGUAGGUAAACUUUUGACCCACCAGAGGCGCAUAUUUUCUGCAGUGUUUUUGCAGUGAGACCUGUAGUCCUCUCACACAUUAUUAUUAUUAUUAUUUUGUUAUUUAUAUAGCGCCAUCAGAUUCCAAAGCGCUGUUCAAAAUAAUUGUUUGUUCCUUAAACAAAUAAAGCUUUUAAAACCAUAAUUGUUACAGUUCAAAGUAUAUUUAUCAAAAAUGAAACUUUAAUAUAUUGAUUUCUCUUUUUGUUAUCUGUGUGUUGGUAGAGGUGUGUGUGUGUGUGUGUGUGUAUAUAUAUGUGUAUAUAUAUAUAUAUAUAUAUAUAUAUAUAUAUACACACACACACACACAUAUACACCUACCAACACAUUUAUUAUUAUUAUUUAUAUAGUGCCAACAAAUUCUGUUGCGCUGUACAAUAGGAGGAAUAACUACAAUAAGUAAUUGUAACCAGACAAGUUGAACGUACAGGAACAGAGGGGUUGAGGGCCCUGCUCAAUCAAUGAGCUUACAUACAAAUUGGCCUGAUAUUGGAUCCUGACAAUGUAUAUCCCUGUGUGUAUUCUAAUGUAUUGAGAGUGAAAGUCCCUUAUUGGUAGCAUGUGUAUUUAUACGUGUAUUCUGGUUUUAAAAGAUAUACCGGAGAUCAGCAACUGAUAACUUGACAUGAAAACAUUUAUAUUUGAUGAGUCUGAUAUUUCACUUUCUCUUAAUGUUCAUUCUUAUAGACAGUCAUAUCCCCUGUUUCUUUUCCGAGGGAUGCCAUCGUUAAAGGAUUUGCAGAAGUAGCAAGCCAUUCUCUAUAAUUAUUGGUAUUGGUAUUGACACACCUAUAGCUAGCUCAGAUGAUAUCUAAAUGUAACCAAUUUGCUUAAAGUAACUUUGCAUUAAAGGGACACUAUAGUCACCCAUACCACUUCAGCUCAAUGAAGUGGUCUGGGUGCCAGGUCCCCCAGGUUUUAACCCUUCAGUAUGUUUACAUUGCAGGGUUAAGCCAGCCUCUAGUGGCUGUCUUCCUGACAGCUGCUAGAGGCACUUCUGCGAUGCUGGAUGCGAAAUUCGCAUCUAGCAUGCAGAACGUCCAUAGGGAAGCAUUGAGAAAUGCUUUCCUAUGGACUGUUUGAAUGCGUGCGCUGCACUUGCCGCACAUGCGUAUUCCGCUCCACUUGGGCGCUGACGGUGGGAGAGGAGAGGUCACCAGAGCCAGGCGCUGGAUUAAAGUAAGUAGCUGAAUGGGUUUUAACCCCAUUCAGCGCCAAAGGAUGUGGGACCCUGAGGGUGGGGGGGGUCGUAAGGAUGCUUUAGUGUCAGGAAAACGAGUUUGUUUUCCUGACACUAUAGUGAUCCUUUAAGCUAAAUCUUCACACGUAGAUUGUGUCAGUGAUAUCUUACCUUAGCACUGCAGAUGUUUGCAAACUACAUUUCCCAUGAUGCAUACCUGGCCAAUAGGAUACAUAAUAUGAAUAACGUCCUUGCGGCUGAUUUCAUGUAAGCAUUGUGACAAAGCAUCUCCCAUUUUUGGCAUCACAAAAGUUUUAGUUUUAUAGCAACUUGGUAUGAGCAAUAAGACAACCCAGGGAAACUUGGUUCAGAGUAACAGAGGGGGAAGGGGGAGGUGAUGGUCGUCUGUGGAAGAUUCUCAUAAGGCACAUUGGUGUCUUAAACGGACAGUAUAGAUACCAGAACCACUACAGCUUUCCGGUGUCUAUAGGAUCUCCCUGCAGACUUUUUUCAAUUGAAACAGUGUUUACAUUGGUUCCUAGUAACACCUCUAGUGGCAGUCACUCAAACAGUCUCUUGAGUUGCUUCCUGGUUCAGUACUGCACUUUGUGCACCACCUACAUUCUGAGCUGCUAAACAUUCUUAAUGAGGCAAUGCUGAUAGACGCUGAGGUACGCAUUUGUUGCAAGAUGUAGUGGAAUAUGUUAUCAAUUUCUGCAUUUUGCCAAGAAAAUGGCUUGUAGAUAUGACUUUAUCAUAUUAUGUAGUUUGAAACUUUAAUGAAAUUACAUAAUCUGAAUUGUUCGAAACAUUCUGGGUUUACAAAAAAAAAAAAAACUCAGCUGUCUGUGCAACCUUUAAAGGGACAAUCCAGGCACUCAGACCACUUCUUCCCAUUGGAGUGAUCUGGGUGCCAACUCCCACUACCCUUAACCCUGCAAGUAUAAUUAUUGCAGUUUUUGUAAACUGCAAUAAUUACCUUGCAGGGUAAACUCCUCCUCUACCACUCUACUAAACAGCCACUAGAGGACACUUCCUGGUUCAUAGCACAGUUUUGCUGUAGCAUCGCUGGACGUCCUCACGCUAUGUGAGGACCUCCAGCGUCGCUAAAAUCCCCAUAGUAAAGCAUUGAAAGCAUUUUUAAUGCUUUCCUAAGGGGAGGUCUAAUGCGCUUGUGUGGCAUUGCCGCUCAAGUGCAUUAGGACUCCCCCGCCGGCGGCCGCACAUACGCAGUUGGUCAGGAGCGUGGGCGGACCCUAAACCACUGCUGAGGGACAUCGGCGGGGGUCUCAGGUAAGUCACUGAAGGGGUUUUCACCCAUUCAGCAACCUGGGAUGGGGGUGGGAGGGAGAGGGGACCUGCAGUACCAGGAAAAAGGAUUGUUUUCCUGGCACUGGAGUGUCCCUUUAACUAUAAACCAUGUGUUCUGCACUUAAUCUUGUUCUAUCCUUUUAAAACUCAUUUUAAUUUGAAAGUGUUAAAGGAAUAAAAAGUGUGGAAACGAGGUGAUAAUUAUUACUCUGUAGCUAUGGAUAUUACUUAUCUGUUAAAAGCACCUAAAAUAUAUUGAGGGGAUAACUGUGAAAUAAUGGAAAUUUAUGGGGGAAAAAAAACAAUCCUAAAAUGCCAACUGUUUUAUGCUGCAUUAAAGGGACUUGUUGGACUCGGUGAUUCAGUUUUCGGCGCAUUGUAAAAAUAGCGCAGUUAAAAUUCUUUGGUGGGGAAAUAUAAUUGAAAGUUCGCCACCUCUUAAAGUUUCUGUAAUCGCUGUGAUGCAGCUUCAGCUGUAAGCUUUGCCCAUGCCAGGAAGAGGCUUGGCCAAUCGGAAGGCUCUCCGCAUGAUGUACGGGAUCUGAACUUCUUCUGUAAACCCUUGUUCAACAGGAUAUGAUGUUCCGCUCAGACAGCUGGUAUCUGGACAUUACCUUUUCCAUAGCAUAUGGUGUAACUUCACAGCCACUCUGCCUUUAAAUUAGCCAUCUUAAAACAACAGCAGUGCAUGCAUCAAGUUAGUUCUACGUUUAAAACCUUAUUUAUCUCUCACCUCUUUUACAGACGGUUCCCUGGACAUUCCAAGGCUACACCGUAGCAGUUAGGAAGUUGUAUAAAUAUUGAGCCAACAUACGUUUUCCUACUCUGAGCUCACAUCUGCCCAAACAUGCAGAAUCCUAACUAAAAGUAAUGAAGCUUGCUUGCCCGUGUGCAGUACUUCCAUUGACUUCAAUGCUUUAGAAUUGAGAAUAUUUCCAUGGACAAAAAUGGUGUGUCUGUGUCCGGUGUGCUGUGCAUGCAGGGCGGUUUAUAAAUGACAUCAAUUCAGAUUUCAUGUAUAUGUAAAUAACUCUGCAUUCUUCCUGCUUGUAGACCUUUAUUUCCUGUUGAUAAAUGGUUGCUAAAAGCUGUUGUAAUUUUUCCCUGUAUAUUUUUUUUUUUAACUAUAUACAUUGUGUGUGUGUGUGUGUGUGUGUGUAUGUGUAUAUGUGUAUAUGUAUGUGUAUAUUUUAGAGAGUUAAACUAACACUAUAGGGUCAGGAAUAUUUCUAAUUCCAUAGUGUUAGAAACACUAUCUAGCAUCCCUAAAUAUAGAAAAACAUUUAUUCCAGUCUAAUGAUGCUGGUUCUGCCCCUGAUCUGCCUCCUUGGCUGACAUAAUCAAAAUUGAUAAUCUCAGCCAACCACAAUGAUUUCUGAUGAUCUCAGCCAAUCAGGCGUGCUGGGGGAGUGAAGGGGGGUCAAAUGCUGCCCUGGCCAAUCAGCAUCUCCUCAUAGAGAUGGAUUGAAUCAGUGCAUCUCUAUGAGGAACGUUCAGUGUCUGCAUGCAGAGGGAGGAGAUACUGAAUGUUUGGAUGCAUUUUAGGCAGCCAUGACCCAGGAAGGAUCUCUAACAGCCAUCUGAGGAGUGGCCAGUGGAAUUAUCACUAGGCUGUAAUGUAAACACUGCAUUUUCUCUGAAAAGACAGUGUUUACAGCAAAAAGCCUGAAAGUAAUGAUUCUACUCACCAGAACAAAUUCAAUAAGCUGUAGUUGUUCUGUUGACUAUAGUGUCCAUUUUACAUGGAUGAAAGUUGUCCAGGCGCUGGUAAUGUCCCUUUAAUACUAUAUAUAUAUAUAUAUAUAUAUAUAUAUAUAUAUAUAUAUAUAUAUAUAUAUAUAUAUAUAUAUAUAUAUAUAUAUAUAUAUAUAUAUAUUGUGUGUGUGUGUGUAUGUAUGUAUCUGUUGCUAAACUGAAUUCAUGUUGCGUAACAAUGCAUAAUAUUGAGUAACAACCACUUGUACUUGUGCAUCAAAGUCGUCAGAGCUAUGUUUUUCUUGAACCUGCAAGUUGAGGACAUAGACAAUUUAGGACAAAAUACCACAUUGUUGGAUGUUUUUGUUGUUUCUUUUUUUUCUCUCCAGCUUUAUAUUAUGAUUAUUUGUUUUUCUUUAUUUUUUCUUAAAGGAAAAUGCUUACUUUUUAAAACUUUUUCUAAAUGGAAUUUGAUGAAUGGAUACAAUGUGUAUGAUUAAUUUUGUUUAAAAGUUAGAAAGCACUAUAAUAGCAAUAGAUGAACGCCAGUUUGGUUAUAGAAGUGGGCUAGCUGAUCUCCAGCGGCGCCCUAGGGAUUUAUUGUCGCUUUUUGUCGUUUUUGUUUUUUUUCUGGUACUGACUGCUCUUUCGUGCAUGAAAUGUGAAGUUUCUAGUUAUUCUAUGGGUAACUAGACUGAAUACAUCCAUUCUGCACAGCAGGCUACCUGGAGAGUCAUGUCGUGUAGAGCACCAUGCACAAAUAGUGACUCAGCUCCGUGACCCAAUUUUCCGGGACUUGGGCCUCUCCCAGAUCCACAGAAUUGUGCAUCGUGCUGUCAAACUGGCUUUCCCCGUUGUGUUAAAAGGGUGUUGGUUAGAAUCAUGUUCUGGGGAGGCCAUGCUGAGAUCACGGUGCAUUAAAUAUUAUAAUUAACCAAUUUAUCGUCUCAUAAUUAACCUGUUCAUUGACUCAAUACAUUGCAAGAUUAAGCACGUUCUGGAAAUUACUGUUUUGGUGUAUAUAUAUAUAUUUUUUUUUUUAUGUAACAUUUUUGUCUUAGUCCUUUCUUUCUAAUGCUACAGUAAAGCUUGAUUUAAAAUUAAAAAUGCACUACAGGGGUAAAGAUUUGCUUUAUUUUAAUUAAUUUUUAGCUUCUCAUAAUUUCAUAUGGGCUGCAAAAACAAACAAAACGUUUUGCAACGUGAUACGUGCAGUAAAUCGUUUUCAGAGCGCUUUGCUCCUGCAAUCCUGCAAUGGUUUUUACAAAAGCAGGGUCUGCUAUUUUUUUUUGGAAAUAUAUUUUUCUUAUGGUUAAUUUCUACCAGAAAAGCAUAUUGGUACACAAUGUAGCACGCAGACUGAAUGAAAAUGAUAGAAUACAAACAUAAGCUUAGCACAAUGUAUCAGUCGCGUUCCUGCCAAUUAUUAUAAAAUUGUGAGGCCCCGGGCAAGAUUAUUAAAAACAAAAAAAAAACACCAAACAAAGACGGGUAUAUUUCUAAACCCCUAAUAACCUUUAAUAGGGAACACAUAGUGUGCGGUAGAAUUGUAACAUGCCAACGCUGCUGUCCAGGAAUAAUGGGAGUUUCAAUGCAGGGAUUAUGUUUGUAUGUUUGUAUCACACAGCCAUGUUCCCAUGUGUUCCCUAUUAAGGGUUAAUAAGUUAUGUCGGCGUUUAGAAAAAUACCCUCUCUGUCUUAUUAGAGAUUUUCCCAUGUAGCCGAAAGCAGCAAGGUGAAUUGUUAGUGUAGGACUCACCUGAGAGGGUUUGCCUUGACGUGGCAGGUGAGCUUACACUUAAAUGGACAGUGAAGUGAUACUAAAAAACCUCCAGUUAUUUAAUGUGCAUAGGGAUUUGGGAUAGUGUGCAAGUAGCUUUUUCUUUGGUUUUUAUUGUAUGUAUUGGGGCUGAUGUGCACUGUAGUCAUUGCUGACACUCAGGAGUAGUGAGAGUGUAAGCGCAGGGCUUAAAGGGAUCCUAUACUGCCAGGAAGAGAGCCAUUUUCCUUGCACCAAAUAAGGUCGCCCCUCCUUCGCAAUACUCCUCCCUCGCCAACAUCAGCCGGCAGGUGAGACCUAAUGCGCAUUCAUCAAUGCUUUCCUAUGGCAAAAAAAAUCUGACACUGGAGGCCGUUUUGAUUCCGGAAGCCCUUUAGUGAGGGCAGUCUUAGAGCGACAAUAUAAACAUGUUUUACAUUGCAGCUCUAAGUGCAAAAGGGAAAUGGCACCUAGACCACUUCAAUGAGCUGGGUGCCUACAGUGUCCCUUUAAUUAUGUAAGUUUGUAGAUGAGAGGUCUUCCGUGCCAUCUGAGGCCUCCAGCGGCGUCAGCUGGGUCCCAAAGACUGGCAAGGCUGAAAGUAGCUGCUGGAGUGAAGGAGUAAUAUUCCCCAUUUUAGCUUCAGCAUGCUUGUGGGAAUUCGAGUGUCUGAGUGUUCUCCAUAAUCGGAGUCCAGCAGGGUUUGCAACCUUCUAAAACACAAGGUUAUUGAGGAGAGAUGGGUCAUGCAGUCAUCUUCUUCAAGAGCCAAUCCACGCCCCAGGUCUGCUAGAUCUUUUCUGCCACUUUUUCUCUUGUUAAAUAAUUUUUUGUUUUGUUGCUAUAGAAACUGAAUAAAUUGGAUAAGUACAAAAUAGUCUGCUUCUCCCCACCUAGUGUGCCCUGAUAAUGAAAUAGAUAAGACUGUGUUUAUAUCAAGCAACUCGCUUGAGCAAUCUGAAGCCUAUUCUUUGCAUUGCAACUCCCAUCAGCAAAGUAAAAAUUAUUAAAAACUGCUGUAAUAAUCGGGUCUGUUAGCACAAAAGCACCUAACCACAUAGCCAUUCUUAAAGUACACAUGGGGAGGAUUAUCAAAGUGUUCUGAAAAGAGUCUUCCUAUUUUUCGUCUCAAAUCGGUUUGUGUUUAUUAAAGGACCACUAAAGUCACCUGGACCACUUCAUCUCAGUGAAGUGGUCUGCGUGUAGUGGUCCUCUCAUUUUAAGCCUUCAAUGUAAAUGUUUACAGUUUUAGUAGCACUAUAUAGCUCUUCAGUGCCUGUAAUACUGACCGCCACUAGAGGCGCUUUUCGGUACUUAAACUGCAGUUUUUCACAGAAAAAUAUAUCCAUUUCAGAACAGACCACCACAUUUAGAAUGGCUGAAAAGUUAAACAAAACACCUGUCUGGCAGAAAACGUGAUGGAAUGAUUGAUAAACAGGCAGUGCAUUUCAAAAUGGUAGUUUGGUGCAAAUGAUCUAAUAAAUAAAUAAAACCCCAAAAAAACUAAUGGCACAAAACAACAACAUUUGUACUGUUUGGAUUAGGAGAAAGCACAAAGUGCUUGCUUUAAAAAAACAAAAACAAAAAACAAAAAAACCUUUAUUUUUUUAAAUUUAUUUUUUCUUGAUAAGAUAUGUUCUUUUAGAGAAAUAAUAUUUUUGUAAAUGACUGCUCUGUAUAUGUGAUGUACCUCUGCUAGUGAAAGAAAAAUAAGUCUACAAAAAUAAAUGAAAUAACCUUCUUUUUCCUAAAACAAUAACAUGUUUUUGUCUGUUAAGCUUUUUAUUAAAAUAAAAUGUAUUUAUGAUGUUUUGGAGGUAGGAGGGAGAUGCAGGGAAUUUCUGCCUCUGUAGACUUUGUUUGCUCCAUUCGUUGGCACGAAUAAUAAUGCAAUCAAUUUCUUUUAUCUUUCAGAUUCCCUUAGUCAAGAAUUAUGA
Molecule: messenger RNA, 56246 nt
Organism: Pelobates cultripes (western spadefoot toad)
Lineage: Eukaryota; Metazoa; Chordata; Amphibia; Anura; Pelobatidae
Source: the annotation of a GenBank genome assembly